Messenger RNA from Anopheles nili, 69351 nucleotides. Its product is annotated as titin-like. The coding region runs from base 1 to 68214 and encodes 22737 amino acids. Lineage: Eukaryota; Metazoa; Arthropoda; Insecta; Diptera; Culicidae. Gene Ontology annotation, molecular function: protein binding. The transcript has 44 exons. The record is from RefSeq and is a predicted model, not a curated record.
AUGGAACCGACACCGGACGGGAAGCUUUCCUCACUCGACGAGCUGCAGCGGAAGUUGAACGAAGAUUUCGCCCAAACACUGGGCCCGAUGGCUUCACUGCCGCAUCCGGUUGGCGCCUCACCAGCAGCAUCUGCAUCAACGGCGAGUGCAAUGGUCGCAACCACCAUCAGCACCGUAGUGCUGCAGGGUGGCCCAUUGCAGCUAGUCGUCGCCAUCCUCAAGAGCGGAGAAAAACUCUACAUUAAGGUGGCAGAUCUGCUGCCAAAGUUCACAUUUCUCGGUCCCAGUUUGGAUGACGCGCUGAAGCUUCAAAACGAACACGAUGAGUUAUUGCGGCAGAUACAGAACCUGCCGACACCGCUGGAAGAGUUCUACAGAAAAAUACAGGACAAAAUCGCAUCCAACGAAAGACCCAACCCGGCACUGAUCGAAGAGAUGGCCACCUCGCUGAAUGCCGUCUGGCACGACAUCAAGCAGAUGCUGGCCGAACGUCGAGAGAUCAUUGUGCUAAACGUGGCCUUCUUCGAGCGGCUCGGUGAAGCCUACGGCAAAAUGUCCUCACUAGAGGUAGCCUGCAACGACACGAUGAUCCCGAUCGAGAUCGAAGCCGUACGCGAGUUUCUCGAAUCCUUCCGGGAUCUUCGAGGAGACAUGCUGGGAGCAGUCGCAGCCACACUUAAAGCCGGCCAGCAGAUGUUAGACCGAUUGCGGGUAUUGUCCGAGAUCGGUACACUCGAUUCGCGCCCCAAUCACAUCAAACUCGACGCACUUCAAGCGAUCGGUCAGGUUGGCACGUGGCUCGAGGACCUCUCGAACCGUCGCAAUCAGCUCGAACAAGCGUGGCUCUCACGCAAAACACAACUCGAGCAGUGCCUCACGCUGGCGAUCCUCGCGAAACAACUCGACGAAAUCGAACAGUGUCUUGUGCGUGUUCGCAGCCACAACCUCAGCUCGUUCACGCUCGGUGAAUCGGCUGAGCAGGCACACGAGCUGCUCGAGACGUACCAAAGCCUCAAACCGGAAGCAGCUCUGCUUCGUGACAAGUCACUAAAGAUCACCAAAGCCACGGAGGAGUUGCUUGCAACGGGUUGCUUCGCAGGAGAUGAAGCUUGCGCGAAAGCAUACGCCGUUUUGGCCGCUUGUUCUGAGCACCUAGAGGAGAUCGAUCACCGAGAGGCACUGUUGGGCCAAUCACGUGCCUUCUUCGACCGUGCCGCUUCCAUCCUAAAGCGACUGGAUCAGCUCGAGCUAGAGGUAACAGGUGCACCAGCGCGACCGGCAACACCCAACGACCUGCCGGUGCAUCAGAAACUGCUGCAGGAUCUUCGCGAAUCGAUCGGCGAGGUGUUGCAGAUGGGAUACUCGCUGGUGGAUGACGUUGGUCGCACGAAACCAGAGGUUGCUGGAGUGCAGAUUAUGAUCGAACAGAUCGAACAACGGAAGCUCCGGUUCGAGCGGUACUGCAAUGAGGAAUGCGAACGGAACGUUCGCACGACGCAGUCCUUUAACGAGUUCCUAGAGCGGUAUGGGCAGCUGUUGGCGUGGCUAACGGAGGCCCGCGAAGAGCGAAUAGUGCGUGGUGAGGCUAUCCACAGCAUGGGCGAGAAUGUUGCUGACGCGAAGGACUGUCUGCUGCUGCAUCACCAGUUUCUUAACGAUCUCGAGAUCAAAGGCAACGCUAUUAAUAACCUGCUCGUGCGCUUGACGCCAAACCUGGAGCAUCUUGCCAGCGAGCAGCGUGAUGACGUGCAGCGCAAGAUCGACCUCAUCCGGCAGCAGUGGAUCGAGCUGAAAAACUGCGUCAUCGUGCGGGUCGACGUGCUGAAGCUGUACAUCCGCUUCCACCAGGAGGCGGAAACGUUGCGCAAUCAGUUCGAGGCGUACACGAUCCAGUUCGCCACGUUUAAGGACAACGCGGAUGAUCAUGCGCUUAUCCUUUCAGCCCUGGCAAACAUCCGGCAGACGCUGGAGAGCCUGCGCACGAUCGGUGCCCAGUGUCUCGAUCAGCUGCAACAGAUCGGGGACGCAUACUUGCAGAAAACUCGCGCAGCUCAGUGCGUCGAACGAACGCUCGCCGAAUUCACCGACCGCCAGUUGGCCGUCAGUAAUGAGUGGGAACGCUGGAACAACCGACGCCGCAUCGAGACAACACUGAAGGAAAUCAUGGCCGCCAACAUGGAGACACUGGCCGUUGCUUCGAAGCUGGAGGAGCAGCUGUAUCCUAUUUUCAGCACGGCGUUGGACAACCCGCCGGAUCUGAUCGAGUUCAUCGAGCGCAAGCGUGUCCAGCUGCAGGAGGAUGUCCGUGCUGCUGAGGCGGAUUUGACGCGUCGGUUUGACACGAUCGCACAGCUGGAAGUGGCAGGUGACUCGAGCCAGGACAUCGUCGGGGUUAAGAAUAAUCUCAACUCGAUCAAGACCAAGCUGCAUGCGCUUGGGGCUGAUUUUGGAGAGCUGGUGGACGUGACUGAGCGGUUCUUGCGCUCAAUUGUGCAGUGUCGUGAUGGAAUUCGGGAGUAUUUCGCUACCAAACACACGGUCACCGGACCGGACAGUGUUGAGGCGAUUGCUGAGGAGUAUGAGCAGUUUAAGCAGGCCACAAUGGAGCACUUCCGUACGCUGUUGCAGCAGAGUGAGCAGAUCAUUGAGAAGGUGAAGGCUCGAGAACCACCGGGUGCGCGGGAGCUGGAUACGGAUAAGAUCAUCACGUUGUUGGAGAACCUGCGGACGUACUUCGAGUCACAGACGGAGUCGGAAAAUGCCGCAUUGCAGAAGCAGCACAAUGUGUUGGCGUUUGAUCGCGAGUUGGAAGCGGUACGAGUUGCGAUCCGUGCUGAGGUGGAGCGGUGUGAACGUGAACGUGGUCAGUACGGGGAGAGAUUGUCCGAGGCUCAGACGGGACGUGUGGCUUUCGAGGAACGUGCGGCUGCUUUGCAGGAGCUCGAGCGUCGGAUUGAUACGUGUCUGAAUGCCGGCACGGAGCUCGUGCGUGAGUAUCCCGAAACCAGCCCGUACAUUCAGUCGGAAACGGACAGAGUCCGGAAUGAAUGGGCGGAACUGGUGCGUAAGAUCGAGGAACAUCGCCAGCAGUACAUCCUCGCGAUCGAGUACUUCGAGUUGCUGAGCACGAUUGAGGACCAAUAUCGCACGCUCAACGCGGAGCUUAUCAACGCUAACAACAAGCUGACGAUCCUGAACAACGUCGAUGUGGCGAACGAUCUGGUCGCGCAGGUUGACAGCACGAUCAGAACGCACGAGACGCGUCAGCUGGAUGCUCUUAAGAAGCUCGCAAGCCUGUCGGCGCAGCUGUACGGGUGCGAUAAAACCACCACCAUCUACACCGAGAACACGAAGCUCUUCCAGACGUUCUAUAAGAUCAAAGCGGAGGUGUACGAGCGAGCUAAAGAGCUGACUGAGCAGCAAGCUCGCCGCGAGGAGCAGCAACGCCAGGAGCAGUUACAGCGCGAACAGGAACAACAACGCUUGGAGCAGCUGCAAAAGGAGCAAGAGCAGUUGCGACUGGAGCAGGAACAGCUUCGACUAGAACAAGAACAACUCCGGCUGGAGCAGAUGCAAAAGGAACAGGAAGAGCUACGUUUGAAGCAGCUACAACUCGAACAGGAGCAACAACGACUGGAACAAAUGAAACGCGAGCAAGAGCAGCAGCGACUGGAGCAGCUGCAAAAGGAACAGGAACUGGAACGCCAGCGAGCGGAACAAUUACAACGAGAACAGGAACAAGAACAACAACGCCUCGAGCAACUCAAGCAGGAGCAACAGCAGGAGCAACAACGGCUGGAUCAACUCCAAUGGGAGCAGGAACAAGAACAGCAACGAUUGGAGCAACUCAAACGCGAUCAAGAGCAGGAACAACAGCGACUAGAGCAGCUGAAGCGCGAACAAGAACAAGAAAAACAACGUAUGGAGCAAUUGCAGCGUGAAAAGGAACAAACCAUCCAGCAGGAGCAACACGUGCUGAGCACGAUCGUUGAAGACGUUCAAAUCACAACGACUUCUCAUGCCGGGUUGCCUCAUCAGCAGCAAUCGUUCGAUGUGCAGACGAUCGAUGAAGAGCAGUACUUGCAGGAACCUCAGGUGCCACUCGUCAUACAGACGGUUGAAGAACAAGUUCACGAGCACAUCCACGAAGUCGUCAGCAGCUCAGUGGCUCCUUCACAGCCCGAAGCGAUGUUGCGCGUUGUUCAACCCCUUUCGGACGUAUCCGUACAGGAAGGGCAACGCGUUCGACUACAAUGCGUGAUAGCAGGUGUUCCCGAUCCCACGAUCGAGUGGUACAAAAACGGCAUCAGCGUACACAGCAACCCAGACUACAGGACGAGCUUCGACCCAGUCAGUGGUGUCUGUACGCUGUUGAUCGAUGAAACCGUCACCGCAGAUAGUGCGGAUAUUCUGUGCCGAGCUGUAAACGAAGCCGGUGUUGCGGAUACGGCAGCUCGGUUGCUUGUAACGGAGGCACCACCUCCACCACCGAAACCCGCCGGAACGGCUCCAACCUUCACGAUGCACCUGCUCGAAGGAGGUUUCGCUCAGGAAGGACAACCAUUUCAGUAUGAUUGCGUGGUCGGAGGCCAACCAACGCCUACGAUUCACUGGUUCAAGGGUGAUGUGUGCAUCGAUGGUUCACCGGAUUACCGGCAAUCGUACGAUCCUGCAACGGGCGUCGCGUCCUUGCGCAUCGAGCAGGUUUACCUCGAGGAUCAAACGCGCUACACGUGCCGGGCGGUGAACGAUUGCGGAUCGGACGAAACGAGCGCGUACCUCACGGUCAAGCCGCUGGAACCGACCGAAUUUCCCGACUUCCCGGAGCCGCUGUCGAACGUGAUGGCGCGCGUGGGACAAAAGAUCCGGCUCGAGGCGAAAGUAAGCGGCACACCGACACCGGAGCUGAUGUGGACGCAUGAUGGCAAACACUUCACCAACCGCGAAGUCAAAUUCUUCUACGAAAACGGCCGAGCACAAUUGGUCAUAGACGAGGCAUUCCUGAAGGAUGCUGGUGUCUACACGCUAACCGCCAAGAAUCUCGCCGGUGAACAGUGCUGCUCGUGUAAUGUGGUGGUAAAAGGUCGCCUGCCAAACGAAACCAGCGACUCGGAACUAGCAAGCGAUAUGGAACCAGUAAAACCCGCGGUUCAGCUCCCGCUGCGGGACGUGUCCGUCUUCGAGGGCAAACCGGUGCGGCUCGACUGCGUGAUCGUCGGCCAACCGGAACCGGAGGUGAUCUGGUACCACGGCGAACGCCCGGUGAAGGAAUCCCCCGACGUUCAGCUGCUCUUCCAGGGCGACCGGUGUUCGCUCGUCAUCCGCGAGGCGUUCCUCGAGGAUGCGGGCCCGUACCGGGUGGUCGCUAUAAAUAGCGCCGGUGAGGCGUCGAGCCAGUGUGCCGUACUCGUGACCCCGCUUAACACGGCCGAACCAGCCGUCCGGCAGCCGGUCGAACGCGUGCUACCGGACGUUGGUGCUCCGCCGCGGUUCGAGCGGCUGCUGAGCGAUAUCCUCGCGGAUGAGGGCGAACGGGCGCAGUUCGAAUGUGCGGUUAGUGGUGAUCCACGGCCAACGAUUCGGUGGUUGGUGAACAACCGCGAGAUCCCGACGGAUGUGACCGUGUCACCGCGCGUGCAUUGCGUCGUGCGGGACGAUGGCGUUGUGAAGCUCGUGAUCGAGCGCGUCCUGCCGGAUGAUAAGGGCGUGUAUACCGUGAAGGCGGCGAACGCGGCCGGUGAGGUGAAGUGCUUCUCGAACCUGAUCGUAAAGUCGAUCAACGCACCGGAGUUUGAGGCCGCCAGUACGCCGGCGUUCCUCACCGAGAGCCAGGUGUGCCCGACGUUCCGGGAGCUGUUUGCGGAUCGCGUCGUGCGGCUGCAUGAACCGACGAAGUUUGAGUGCAUCGUGACGGGAAAGCCGCAGCCAAAGGUGCGAUGGUUUUUCAACGACCAACCGGUGCAGGGGCAUGAUUUUCUCGUGUCGACGAGUGGCGAUCGGCAGGUGCUUGCGAUACCUGAGGUGCGGCCGGAGUUGACGGGCAAGAUCACGUGCUACGCGGAGAACGAAGCUGGCAAUGCGCAGUGUGUGGCGAUUGUGCAGCUGCUCGAGCAGCUGGGAGGGCUUGGAGGGCCGAAUCCGAUGCCGGGUCAGCAACCACUGCCGCCGAUUGUGACGGGUGAAUCGAUGCAGCAGGUUGACACCACCGGUUCGUCUUGUGUGACGCUGCAGAAGCACGUGACCACCACGUCAUCGACGUCCUCGUCGUCGUUUUCAUCUGCCUCGAUGGUGCAGCAGAACGGGGUAGCUCACACGCACUCGGAAACGCACGCCGAAUCGGCCAAACUGGACCGUUCCUUCCGGCAGGUUGGUGAACAACCAGCGGAAAUCGCUGAAGCCUCACAAUUCCAGCGAUACGAUCAGGUCAAUGGUGGACCUGCAACCGUCCAGCAUGAGGCGUCCUCGUUCGUGGGAGUUGCACCAAACCACGAAACCAUCAUCGCUAACUCUGGUCAGAUUAGCACGGGAAAACCGGCCCGCCGGAACAUGGCGCCAAGGUUCGUGACGCCGUUUAAUGGGAAAAUCGUCGACCAAGGUGCGGACGUCAUCAUCGAGGGCAUCGUCGAUGGGUACCCGAUGCCGGAUGUCACCAUCACGCGGAAUGACGUCGAGCUGCAACCGGAUGGGGAUCGCGUGAAGGUGUCCUACUCGCUGAAUAAGAUCGUCGUCGAGUUGCGCAAUGUGUCGCCGCUUGAUGCGGGCCGGUAUACGGCUACGGCUUCGAAUGCGGCUGGAGCUUCUACGAGCACUGCGGAUUUGGUGGUCAAAAAGUCCAUCUUUCCGCCAGUGUUCGGCAGACGCCUGCAGGCACAAACCGUGCGCACAGGCGAACGGGUCGUCCUGGACGCGGAAGUGACCGGCACACCCGAACCGUCCGUAGCCUGGUUCAAGGAUGGGCGCCCGGUGCAGGAAGCCCUUGCGCCUGGUAGCUACGCCCUGCAGCAGGUCGGUCCCUGCUGCAAGCUAGUGUUCGAGCAGGUCACCACGGGUGACUCGGGCAAGUACAUGGUGCUGGCCACGAACGCCGGUGGUGAAGCGCAGAGUACGGCCGACAUUGCGGUGUUGCCGUGCGAUAGUGCCGCUCAACCUGCACCACAUCCGGCACCUCAGAAGCACGUCUCGUUCGUGGACAUGGUGCAGCAACAGCAGCCCGACCCGGACGGUGCACUGGGGUCAGACACGAGCGGUUUCACCACGCACCAGGAGUACGCAAGUGAGGCGCAACUACACGGUCCAACAACAGAAUCGACGAUCGUCACCGAGACACGUCGCACGACCGAAGCGACGAUGCGUAUGGAGCACAAGAUCAGCUUUCCCGAGCUGCCUGUGCGAUGCUCACAGCGCACGCAAACACCCACGGUGACAACCGACGAAACGGGCACGAGCCCGGUCAGGAUGUCACCACCGGCUGGUACCGAACAGAGCACCACCGGCACCAACACCGACCACAUCCGAACGCGCACGGGCGCGACACAAACGCUGGCGGCAGGCGCACCAACACCAGCACAAACCGCGACACCAGUGCAGCCACCGGCAACGGUCCAAUUCGGGCACCCGGGUCAGUCCGAAUCGCGGUGGGAUAGCAGCACUAGUAGCAGCAGUACCGUCGUGCGUGAUCAACCGACGUCACACGAGCGACCGUUCCCGUUGCAACCGGCCGUGGUUGAGCAGCUUCCGGUGCCGUUGCCGAUUUACCAGCAACCCGCCCCAUCCCCAGCAACCGUUGCGCAACCACCACCGCAGAUGUACGCGUCCUUCGCAACCACGCAGCAGUUCCAGGCCUCCCAGGUGCUGUCUCAGCAGCAGUACUCGCAAUCGACGAUGCAGUACCAACCGUACAAACCAUCGCUCGGUGUUGAUGGGCCCGCGGUUCGUGCGCCAUCACCUUCCGGUUUUGUCGUCAACCAGGCGGCUCCACCACCGUUGCAGAGUUUCCCGCCCAAGAUGGCGCCGUAUAAGCCACCAGCCUCGGUACCGGCAGCACCUGCGCCGGCGGUGUUCACACCAGCACCAGCUCCGGUUGUGUUGCCACCAACGGGACAAGGUUGCACGUUGACACCGGUGCCGGGAGCUGUGCCCGCUUUUACGGCAGGACCUUCGUACAACCAAACACCGCAACCGUACAAGCCGUUGCCCCCGCCGACCAUUGCGCCUGGUUCGUACGCGCCAGGUGCACCAGCGACGGCUUCGCUGACGGAGUCGUUUGCAGCGGGUGCUUAUGCAACGCCUCAAACUGUGCCGCAACCGCAGGUGUACGCACCACCGGCACCGGAACCGACUGGUCCGGUGUCGUUGCCUCCGUAUCAGGAGCCAUUGUCCUUCUCGAGCCAGCCCACUGUUGAGCCACUCUACCCAGGUCAGUUGGGUCAAUCGGUGCAGCAACAGCAGCAACAGCAGCAACAGCAGGUUUACCAGCAGCAGCAGCAGCAGCAGCAGAUGUACCAGCAACAACAGCAGGUUUAUCAACAGCAACAGGUAUACCAGCAACAGCAGCAAGCUUACCAACAACACCAGCAGCAACACCAGCAGCAGUACUACAUGGAGCAGCAGCAACAGCAACAGGAGGAGGUCUACAAGAAGCUCUCGGUGAAGGAAACGAAAAAGAUCUUCGAGGAAACGCUGCUCCAGCAGCAGCAGCAGCAGCAGCAACCGUACGGUGACCUAAAGGCACCCCGCAUGGUGCAGUCGAUGCGUCAACCAGCAACCGCACCGCUACCGGUUGACUUUGGGUACGGUGCGAUCGCCGAGCUUGGGCUUGAACCCGGGCCCCAGCCGACGAUGGGCUACGCUCCGAAGGCAGCGAGCGAGCGCAAGAGCUCCUACUACCGGGAGCAGAUCGAGCAGUCCCUGCUGGAGAGCAUGGAUAAGGAACCGGAACGCGUACCGGCCGGCGGUGUCAAGAUUAUCCCGCCCAGCCCGCGCAAGAAGUCGGUCGGUAAGCCACCGGCACCGGCGGGACAAUCGGACACCGCGGGAGGAGUGCCUGUGCCGCUCGAUCAGCCGGCCGAGCCGCAGCCCAUGACGAAGAGCCCGUUCACCGCGACCGAGAGUGAGUGCGAGAGUGAUCUGGAAGGUGUUCGCAAGCAGAAUGGCUACCUUGCGGAUACGGAGGAGGUCGCCGUGCAGAAGACUACUACGGUUGCGUUUGAGCAGCAACAGCAGCUGCAGCAGCAGCAGCAGACGAUUGAGAGCUUCAGCAGCAGCUCGAGCAAGGUGGAGACGCACUCGUCGUCGGUUGUUAGCGAGCAGCAGACGGUUGUCCAGCAACAGGCUGAGUUGCAGGCUCAGGACAUGCCGCAGGUGUUGCAGGAAAGCGUCCAAACGGUCGCGUCCGAGGAACAACAGGUGCAGCAACAAUCGGAGGAGGUGAUCACCUCGACUUCGGAGACCAUGCAGAAGGAAACGGUUGAGGAGGUCAGCAGCAAGAGCAACUUCCUCGUCAACAACGACCUGCCGGAGGAUCUGCAACCGGUGAAGGUGUUGCCAACCGAAGAACCGCUACCAACGCUAAAGCAUGUCCCCGUACCGACCGCUGUUCAACCCGUUCCGGAACCGGCCUCGAUCCCGGCUGAACCCAUGCCGGUGGAGCAACCUCAGCAACCGCUCCAGCAACAGCUGCAACCCGAACCGGUUGGUAUGCCUACGGUGCAGCAAAACGGCUACCCAACACCGAGCCCAGCUCAGCCGUUCCUGUCCGAUUAUGAGAGUGAUGCCGCACCAUGCCCGGUGGCGGGUUACAAACCAGUCCACCCGGUGUUUGUGCCACCGAAGCAGGAGUUCACUACGGGGGCGGCUGUACCACCGCCGUCAGUAUUCGAUCCCAUCGACAAAAUUCAAGCGAACCAAACUAAACCAACGGACGCACCAAAGAUCGAGAAACCGAAACCGAUCAGCUACGUGCAGCAGCAGCAGCAGCAACAGGAGCAGUACCAGUCGUACCAGCAGCAGCAGAGCUCGUCCUAUCAGCAGCAAACCUAUCAGCAACACUCUUAUCAGCAGCAGCAGCAGCAGCAACAAGCCCAAUCGUUCCCACCGGCCGUUCAGUCGGUGCCGGCACAAUACUACACCUCGGUCACUGGCCAACCGGUGCAUAAUACGAUCGCAACCGAAACAUCGAACACGCUGCAGAUGAAGGAGAUGACCGAGAGUAGCGCACGUGUGCUGAACAUGCAGCAAACCAAGCACGUGGUCAGUCUCGAGCAACACCAACUGCAGCAACAGCAGCAGCAGCAGCAGCAACAAUCGUCCUCGUUCAUGCAGAAACCGGGUCGUUUCACACCGGGCGAGUACCGCGACAGUGACGGUUACGAUAGCGAUGGUACGCGCAUUCGCCCCAUGUGGACCCCGCAUCCGUCGGACAGUGAUGAGCCGCAUUAUCGCAGCGUGCGGCCAAACUUCCAGCAGGCCCGCUCGACGAGCUUACCGCGCCAGUACGAGCGCAUUCAAACGCCGAUGGAGUUUGACACGCUGCCGGUGCAGAUGCCAACGCGCAUCGACGUUGCGGCUGGUGGGCUUGAGCAGAGCCAUCAACGCAGCAGCUCGCUGUCACGCCAGAGCACGCAGCUCGAGACGACGACCACCGUGACGACGGAGACGCUGCGUACGCAAACGCUGGAUCGGUAUGCUUCGAAGCGGUUGGCCACGACGCCGGUACCGAAUACGCGCGAUGAUAUGGCGGUGAAGGCGCACCGGGUUGCGCCGGUUAGCUUUGUGCCGCGGCAGGCUCAAGCGCAGGCUCAGGCGCAGGCUGAUGGUAUGGCGCAAGCGUUUAAGGCGAAGGCGUACCACUUCAGCAAUGAGGUGAUGACGGAUAUUAAGAAGACACCGAUCAAACCGAUCCUGAAGAACGCGUACGGUGCGCCUGCGAUCCAACAGCAGUAUCAGCAACAACUGCCACCGCAAAUGGUUGCUGCUCCGCAGGGUGUUCAACAGACACCGCAGGUUUACCGGGAUGAAUCACGAGUGUCGCAGUAUGAGGCGUCGUUUUUGUGCUACAAGGAGCUGAAACCAAAUUGCAUUCGAGGAGCACCACACGGUACUACGAACGGCACCCGGAUACUGGAGGAAACGGACACGAUUGAGAAAACUUACAGAUCCAUUUGCUUGAUACAGACGUGCGAAGUGCAACAGCAGCAUGGAGGCUACAUCCAACAAACCACCACACCGGUGGCAGCGAUAACGCCUGGCCUGCAGACUCCAACCGGAGGUGUACCGUUCCAGCAGCAACCAACGCCUCAACCAACGUACGGCAUGGCACCCGCUCCCGGAAUGCCCGCAGCGAGCGGUCCCGGUGACUACUCACCGCCGGUGUUCGAGCAGAUCUUCAAAAACUCCCGCUUCGCCCAGGGCGGCAACGCGCUGUUCGAGGGCAAGCUAAAGGGUAACCCACGGCCGGAAGUUUCGUGGACUCGAAAAGGCGCACCCCUUCUCGAUUCCACGAAGCACCGGUUGAGCUAUAACGCCGGCACCGGCGCCGUAUCGUUGCUGAUCAACCAGAUCGGCCCAGGCGAUGAGGGCGAGUACACCUGCAAGGCACGGAACGCUGUUGGUGAGGCGAUCUGUUCGGUGUUCAUCAAACCCGAGGGCAUGCCAACGCCCCAGUUCCAGCAGGUACGCCGGGAGCAGCAAACGAUGCAGCAGCAGAGCAGUGUUAAGCAGCAGUACACCAAUGGGUACUCGCAUAUGGAGGAGGAGUUUAAGGUGGACACGUUCGAGUAUCGGUUGUUGCGUGAGACCUCCUAUCGGGAGUCACUUACGCGCCGUUAUGCUGGGGAAACUGACGCGCAGCUGAUCACGACGGUGGAUCGUGCUCUUGGACCGGCUUCAGCUCCGCAGAUUGGUCAGAAGCCACGCAACUCUAAGCUCGCGGAGGGCGCUGAUGCUGUGUUUGGUACGCGAGUUGUCGCGAAUCCUCGGCCACGUUUAUCCUGGUUCAAGGAUGGCCAGCGUAUCAUCCCGUCGGCUGACAAGUAUGAGGUUGGUUACUCCAACCAGCAAGCAACACUGCGUGUUAAGAGCGUCAACGCACGUGACUCAGGUCACUACACGCUGUUGGCCGAGAACCCGCAAGGUUGCCAGGUAUCGUCAGCUGUGUUGGCAGUCGAGCCAGCUCACGAACAGCAGCAGGUGGUCGUGGAACGAGCAACCUCCGUGACGGAGCAACAGCAGCAGUACCAGCAGCAGUUCAUCGAGAGCUCGUCGGAGGCGACCAAGGCACUGUCACCGUCGUUCGUGACGUUAAUUGCGGACGCGGAAACGACUGAGGGCAAGCUGGUGAGGUUCGACUGCCGUGUGACGGGUCGUCCGUAUCCGGAAGUGGCGUGGUACAUCAACGGUAACCUGGUGACGGAUGACGCCACGCAUAAGGUGUUGGUAAAUGAGGCUGGCAACCAUGCGCUCAUGAUCACGAGUGCUGGUCGGUUUGAUCAUGGCAUCGUGACGUGUGUGGCAAGGAAUAAGAGUGGUGAGGUUGCGGCUCAGGCUAAGCUGGUGGUGUGUGAACGUGAACAGGUAGUCGCACCGAAGUUCGUCGAGCGAUUCACCACGGUGAAUGUGAAGGAGGGCGAACCGGUGAGGUUGUUUGCGCGUGCUAUUGGUACGCCGUUGCCACGCAUCACCUGGCAGAAGGAUGGCAUCCCGCUGGUGGCUGGACCGGAAGUACUGAUCUGUAAUGAUGAGAAUGGAUGUACGACGGUGGAUAUUCCGCGUGCGAAGGCCUCCGAUGCUGCGUGGUACCAGUGCACGGCUCAGAACGUGGCUGGAACUACUGCUACUCGGGCUAGGUUGUUCGUUGAGGCGCCCAAAGGACCGGCACCUGAACAGAAGCGGCUUAAUCUGCCACGUCCGACCAAGGUCAUCCAGCCAGAGGCCGUUCCGGAACCAGAGAUCAUCUAUCUGCGCCACGUGGAGCGAGCUGCACCGCAUGCGCCACCGAAGGAAGAGGACCGCACGUAUCCUCCACCGAAGUUCCUUGUACCGUUGAGUGAUGUAGCGCAGGUUGAGGGAGGAAAGGUGCACUUCGAGGCACGGAUUGAGCCUGUCUCCGAUCCGACGAUGCGCGUGCAGUGGUUCCUGAACGGCAAUCUGAUCCAAGCGAGCUCACGCGCAAAUACGACGUUCCAGUUCGGAUUCGUCGCGCUGGACUUGCUCACGAUCGUGAUGGAGGACAGCGGCGAGUACCUUUGCCGACUCUCCAGCUCAACCGGAGUCGCGGAGUCCCGCGCCAUGUUGAGCGUUCAGCCACGACCGCCGAUCGAGCAGCAACCACAACAUCCGUCAUCGCUGGACCAGAUCCAACACCUCGAGGACUACUCCAAGUACGUACGUACUGACAGCAUUGAGGAGGUGGUCAACCAGAAGCCAGGCUUCACCCGACCUCUUCAGGACCUUGGAGAGCUGGAAGAAGGCCGCAAUGCGCACUUCGAGGCGCAGAUCACGCCAGUCAGCGAUCCGACGAUGCGCGUCGAAUGGUACAAGGACGGUCGCCCAAUCACGGCUAGCUCACGCAUCACGGCCAUCUUUAACUUUGGCUAUGUGUCGCUCAACAUCAUGCAUCUGCGAGCGGAAGACGCCGGCACGUACACGGUCCGAGCUGUCAACCGGAUGGGCGAAGCGAUCAGCACGUCGAAGAUCACCGUCGUCAGCAAGGCGCCGGUAACGGGUGACCUGGGUAUCUCGGAACAGCGCAACUAUAUCCAGAAAAUCGAGGAGCUCGAACAGUAUCAGAAGUACCAAAACAUGAAGUUCUACGAGGAGACGCCCGAGAGCACGCAGCGUCCUGAAUUCAAGAGUCCCAUCUCGGAUCAGCUGAACGUGCGUGAAGGUGGUUUCGCUCAUUUUGAGGCCCGUUUGGAACCUGUUGGUGAUGCGACACUGCGCGUUGAGUGGCUUAAGGAUGGUCACCCAGUGGAGGCGAGCUCACGUAUCACGUCGUUCUGCAACUUCGGGUAUGUGGCGCUCACCAUCAAGCAGGUGACCGUGCACGAUGUUGGCACCUACACCUGUCGCGCGUACAACUCGCUGGGUGAGGCACACGUCUCGGCUCAGCUGACGGUGUUGACGCGUCAGGAUAUCAUCGUGGAUUCGCAGACGAGCCACAUGGGUAUGGAGAAGAUCCAGUACCUUGAGGACUCGUCACGGUACAGCCGCACUACGCAAGAACAAGUAGAGCAGCAGGUCGUUGUGCAGCCGCAGCCUCGAUUCUUGGGACCGCUUAAGGGCACAAACCGUAUUGUGGAGGGACAGCGUGCGCACUUUGAGGCACGUCUCGAACCACAAUCGGACCUGACAAUGCGCGUCGAGUGGUACCAUAAUGGACGUCCGCUGAUGAGCGCUAACCGUAUCCAGACGUACCACGACUUUGGGUAUGUGGCGUUGGAUAUCUUGGACGUGCGUGCGGAGGACUCCGGUACCUACACGCUGGUGGCCGCGAAUAGCUCGGGACAGGCGCAGGUUGAGGCGACGAUGGUCGUUGAAACUCGUGCUGCCAUCGACACCACCAGCAUGCACCACGUGGUCGAACGCUCGCAGCAGAAGGUCGAGAAGCAGUUCGUCGAGCCGCAGUACCAGAUCGAGGAGCUAUGCAAGUCGAAGCCGAUCUUCACACAGCCACUCUCAGAUCCGCAGCCCGUCGGCGAGGGCCGUAACAUCCAUCUCGAGUGCAAACUCGAACCCCUAGGUGAUCCAACGAUGCGUGUCGAAUGGUACCACAACGGACGCCCGAUCACCGUCGGAUCGCGCUUCAAGACUUACUACGACUUUGGCUUUGUAGCCUUAGACAUUCUGCACUCGACCGCCAUGGACUCAGGCGAGUACACCGUGCGAGCAACGAACCAACUAGGAUCAUCUCACACAUCCGCAUGCGUGCGUGUCAUCACCCGUUCGGACGUCAUUACGGAGGCACAAAGCGAAAUGUCCGUCGAGCAGAUGCAGUACCUCGAGGACGCAUCGCGUAUGCGUCGUGAUGUCCUGGAGGACAUCACCGUUAUGUCACCGCCUCAGUUUGCACGCUCACUCCACAACGUGGAAACGUUCGAGGGCACCAACAUUCACCUCGAGUGCCGUCUGCAACCUGUCGGUGAUCCGACGAUGCGCGUCGAGUGGUUCGUGAACGGACUUCCGGUCAAGAUUGGACACCGGUUCCGACCGGCGUAUGAGUUUGACUACGUAGCGCUCGACCUGCUCGGUGUGUACGCCGCUGAUUCUGGUGUGUACACCUGUCAGGCACGCAAUUCGCUCGGUGAAGCUGUCACCUCGUGCUCGGUACGCAUCAUGGCGAAGAAGGACUUAAUCCUUGAGACGCAGUACCCGGCUGGGCUAGAGAAGCUGCAGUACUUGGAGGACAUCGCGCGUUACCGCAAGACCGAGUACGUGGAUGAGAUCGUGAACGUGAAACCGCGAUUCCUGACCAAACCGAAGAACAUCGAUCGGGCCCAGGAAGGUGGUCAUGCACACUUUGAGUGCAAGCUGGAACCAGUGACGGAUCCGAACCUGAAGGUGGAGUGGUACAAGAACGGUAUGCCCAUCACCGUAGGACAUCGGUUCCGGCCGAUUCACGACUUUGGGUAUGUGGCACUUGACAUCGUUGAUCUGAUUGCGGAGGACACAGGCACGUACAUGUGCCGAGCCGUAAAUCUGGUCGGCGUGGAUGAGAUCGCUGUACAGCUGGUGUGCCGCGGAUCGCAGCAGAUCCUGACGAACACCCAGAACGAGAUGGGACUGGAGCAGAUCCAGUACCUCGAGGAGAAGACGCGCCAGCAGCGAUCGGAGUACCUCGACGAGAUGACAACUCAGGCACCGACCUUCACAACUUCGCUGAAGCACAUCGAGAUCAAGGAGGGUCAACGUGCGCACUUCGAGUGCCGACUCAUUCCGGUGUCGGACCCGACGUUGCGUGUUGAGUGGUACCACAAUGAGGCCCCGGUUAAGACUGGCUCGCGAUUUACCGAAACGAACAACUUCGGUUUCGUGGCGCUAGACAUCAUGGGCUGUUUGGGUGAUGACUCUGGCACGUACACCUGCCGAGCGGUGAACGCACUUGGUGAAGCCGUCACUUCGGCGACUUGCGUUGUGCACACGCGCAAGAGCAUCUACGCGGAGUCGCAGCACGAGCAUGCGCUGACGAGCCUUCGCUAUCUUGAGGAUAACGCGCGUUACCAGCGUGACACUGAGGUCGACGAGGUGAUCACGCAGGCGCCAGUGUUCACGCUGCCAGUGAAGGACGUUAAGGCUGCCGAGAACCAGGCCGUGCACUUCGAAGCGCGUUUGGUACCAGUAGGUGAUCCGAAGAUGCGUGUCGAAUGGCUGCGUAAUGGCGUGCCGAUCGAGGCGUCGAACCGUACUACGACCAUGCAUGACUUUGGCUACGUAGCGCUCAACAUGAAGUACGUCAAUCCGGAGGAUUCGGGCACGUACACCUGCCGAGCGACGAAUGAUCUUGGUCAGGCUGUCACCUCAGCUAAGUUGGUUGUCCAAUCGAAGGCGUCGCUUGACCUGGAAACGCAGAAUGAGAGCGCGUUGGAGAAGAUCCACCAGCUUGAGGAUGCUAUCAGGUUCCACCGUCGUGAAGAAGAGGACGUAGCUGUCACGCAGCCACCUAAAUUCACGACGAAGCUGCAUGGACCGACAAACCUCGUGGAGGGACAAAGCGCUCACUACGAAUGCCGCAUCGAGCCGUACCCGGAUGCGAGCCUGAAGGUGGAGUGGUUCCACAAUGGACAACCUCUCACUACCGGUCACAGGUUCCGCACGACGUACGACUUUGGAUUCGCUGCGCUUGACGUGCUGACGGUGUACGCCGAAGACUCCGGCGAAUACACGUGCCGUGCCACGAACCAUCUGGGCUCGGAAACUUCUGCUAUUUCGCUGAAUGUCACCCCGAAGGCGGGCAUUGUGCGUGAAACGCAGCAUGAGGGUGCACUGGAGAAGAUCCAGUACCUCGAGUGUGAUGCUCGGUAUGGCCGCAAGGGCGAAGAUGAGAUGUAUGUGGCCGAAAAGCCACAGUUCGGACGACCACUUAAGAAUGCCAGCGUUACUGAGGGAUUGCCGGUACAUCUGGAGGCGACACUGACGCCUGUUAACGACCCAACGAUGAAGGUGGAAUGGUACUGCAAUGGACGUCCGAUUCAACAGGGCCACCGGUUCAAGACGACGUACGAUUUCGGUUUCGUAGCUCUCGACAUUCUUUAUGCGCACGCUGAGGACACGGGUACUUACAUGUGUAAGGCAAAGAAUGCAAUUGGAGAGGCUGUUACGACAUGCGCUGUUAAAGUCACAGCAAAUGCUGGAUUAUACUUAGAGACGCUUGACGAACAGCGACUGCAAAAGAUAAAGGAACUGGAGAGCUACCAGAAACCACACACACCGGACGUCGAACCGGCGAAGCAGAAGCCCGUUUUCCUGACGCCAUUGACCAGCCUCGAAAACCUGAAGGAGGGUGACUACGCCCACCUCGAGUGCCGCGUUGAACCGAUCAACGAUCCGAACCUAAAGAUCGAGUGGUUCAUCAACGGUAAGGCGAUUCGUGCUGGUCAUCGGUUCCGCACAACGCACGACUUCGGUUACGUCGCGCUGGACAUCCUCUACGUAUACGGUGAGGAUAGUGGCACGUACAUGUGCAAGGCCACCAACCACGUCGGAGAAGCGGUCAGCACGUGCAACAUUCGCGUCACGAACAAGCGCAACAUCAUCUUCGACUCGCAGCAUCCGGAUGGUUUGGAGAAGAUCCAGAAGCUCGAGGCGCAUCUGCGCCCAUCUCGACUGGAGCUGGACGAACCGGAGGUAACAGCGCCACGCUUCGUGACGGAACUCCGCGGAACUACGGAGAUCCACGAAGGCCAAACGGCGCACUUCGAGGCACAGGUCGAACCCAUCCACGAUCCGAACCUGCGCAUCGAGUUCUACCACAAUGGUAAACCGCUGCAGUCGGCAUCACGCUUCCACAUCACGUUCGAUUUUGGAUACGUCGCGUUGGACAUCCAGCACGUCGUGGCUGAGGACGCUGGCGAGUACAUGGUGAAGGCGAUCAACGCCAAGGGUCAGUGUAAGUCGUCGAUCCGCAUGCAGGUGUCGGCGAAGGGCGCCAUCAUCUCGGACACGCAACAUCCUGAGGGAUUGGACAAGAUCCGUCAACUUGAAGGUGCCAGUCCGUUCCGCCGACCAGAAGUACAAGAGGCGAUCACGAAACAGCGACCGGUGUUCACGCAACCCCUGCAGAACAUUGACUUUGUCGCUGAAGGUCAAACGGCACACUUCGAGUGCCGGUUGAUUCCGGUUGGAGAUCCAAACCUUCGUGUGGAAUGGUUCCGCAACGAGCAACCUCUGGAGGAUAGCUCGCGCAUUGCUAAGCAGCAUGACUUUGGGUUUGUUUCGAUGGACCUGCAGCAUGUGCGCGAAGAGGAUGAAGGCGUGUACAUGUGCCGUGCGAUCAACCCACUUGGAGAGGCCGUUACCACGGCGUCUAUGCGCGUCCGUACGAAGGCCAGCAUCCAGAUGGACUCGCAACACCCAGAGGGCAUGAAGAAGAUCAUUGCUUUGGAGCAACCUCAUCAGCAGCGUGCAGAAGAUCGUGAGGCCGCGUUUGAGAAGCCCAUUUUCACGCAGCUGUUGACAGGACCUUCGGAAUUGUGGGAGGGCCAACAUGCGCACUUCGAGGCACGUGUGGUUCCAGUGGGUGAUGCAAGCAUGAAGUACGAAUGGUACGUGAACGGUGUCGAGCUGAAGAUGGGCUCGCGCUUCCGUACGACCAACGACUUUGGAUUCGUGACGCUGGACAUCAACUCGGCGGUUGCGGAGGACUCUGGCGUGUACAUGUGCAAGGCGAUCAACCGCGCUGGUGAGGCUGUCUCCUCUACCACGAUGAAGAUCAAAUCGAAGGCAUCGAUCGCUGGUGAACCACUACUUCCGGAGGCAUGGGAGAAGAUCCAGUUGAAGGAAGCCGCUAUGAACCGCGUGCCAGAUAUGUUCGUUGACACGACGCCCCAACAGGCACCGGUGUUCACGACGCAUCUAGAGAGCCACGAUAAGCUGCAAGAGGGCCAGCACGUCUAUCUGGAGGCACAGGUCGAACCACGAGCUGAUCCGAACCUGCGCAUUGAAUGGUUCAAGAACGGUAUCGCGAUUACUACGGGCGCUCGUAUCCGCAGCACGUUCGAUUUCGGACUUGUUACGCUCUCGAUCAACGGUCUGCGAGCGGACGAUUCAGCGAUCUACACCUGCAAGGCGACGAACAACCUUGGUGAGGCCGUUUCUACUGCCACGCUCAAGAUCGACGCUAGCCACUGGCUGCUUGGUGACACGAUGCAUCCUUCAUCGGUGCAGAAGAUCCAGGACCUUGAGGCACCUCGGUUGAAUCUACGUGACGUCCCAGAGGACCAGUUCGAAUCACCAGUGUUCGUGAGCCACCUGAACAACGUGGAGAUCCGCGAAGGUGAGAACGCUCACUUCGAAUGCCGCGUGGAACCGUCCAAGGACCCGACCAUGCAGAUCGAGUGGUUCGUCAAUGGAAAGCCACUACCAACUGGAUCACGUUUCAAGACGACGUACGAUUUUGGAUUCGUGUCGCUCGACCUCACGGGUGCUUAUGCCGAGGACUCAGGCAUUUACACCUGCAAGGCAACCAACGCCAAGGGCUCAGCAUCCACCUCGGGCUCACUGCGAUGCACCAGCACUACCACGAUGUACCUGGACACGCAACACCCGCAGGGUAAGGCCGGCCUUGAAGCCGUACAGGACACCGAAGCUGCCCUUGCCAACCGCUACAAGCGACAGGACUCGAAACCAGAUGCUGCCUUCCCGAAACCACAAUGGACCGUACAGCUACAGUCGGAGUUCCGGCUGAACGAAGCCGAAUCACUGCACCUGGAAGGACAGGUCGAGCCAAAGGAAGACCCGAACCUGCGCAUCGAAUGGUACUUCAACGGAAAGGUGCUCGAGCACGGUUCGCGCUUCAAGAUGACCAGCGACUUCGGUUUCGUGACGCUCGAUCUCACGGAGGUGUACGAGCGCGAUCAAGGUAUCUACACCUGCAAGGCGUACAACCGUGCCGGUGAGGCGUUCACCUCCUCGACGGUGUACUGCGCCACGAAGGAGAGCCUGAUCGAGCGCACGCAACACCCGAAGGGUACCGAGGGUCUGGAGAAGAUUCAAGAUCUCGAGGAUUCGCUACGUCGACCGGAUGGCGAACAGGCGGACUCGGACGCAGGUCAUGCGCCACGUUUCACGUCGGAGUUCGUGAAGCUGACGAACGUCGGAGAGGGUGAGAUCGCGCACUUUGAUGCCACGCUCAUCCCAACAGGCGAUCAGUCGAUGACCAUCGAGUGGCUGUACAACGGUCGUCAGCUGGAAGCAAGUCACCGCGUGCGUACAGUGUACGCCUUCGGUAUGGUUGUUCUCGAGAUCCUUGGAACCAAGAUUGAGGACUCGGGUAGCUACACGUGCCGUGCCACUAAUCGUUGGGGCUCAGCCGAGAUCAGCGUUGAUCUGGAGUGCGUGGACAAGUCCGCAGGACAGAAACCACGUUUCACAACUCAACUGCAAUCGCUCGAGGGUCUGAAGGAUGGCCAGUCGGCGCACUUCGAGUGCACGCUGGUGCCGGUGAACGAUCCAGACCUGAAGGUGGAAUGGUUCCACAAUGGACAGCCAAUGCGCCACUCGAACCGCAUCAAGCCAGUGUCCGACUUUGGCUACGUUCUGCUGGACAUUGCGUACGUACAGAGCCACGAUUCGGGCGAGUACGUGUGCCGUGCGUCGAACAAGUACGGUGAGGACUCGACCCGCGCAACGCUGAAGUGCUUCGGCAAGGGUGGUGUAUAUCUGGAGUCGUUGCAACCGGACUCAUUGGCGCGUAUCCGCGAGCUCGAGAGUCAGUCGGGCGUGAAGCAGACCGCAGCAGGAUCACCAGUUGGUGAGGCACCUCGUUUCACGACGAAGAUCAGCGACAUCACGAAACUGGUGGAAGGCCAGAGUGCUCACUUCGAGGCACGUCUAACGCCCAUCAACGAUCCCGAGCUGGUGGUCGAGUGGUACUGGAAUGGACAGAAGUUGCCACAUGGACACCGAUACCGGACGUUCCAUGAUUUUGGUAUCGUCAUCCUGGACAUCCUGUACUGCUACGAGGAGAAUUCGGGCGAGUUUGAGUGCCGUGCGACGAACAAGUAUGGUUCAGACAGCACUAAGGCGUCGUUGCGUUGCGUCUCGAAGGCGAACCUGAUCCUGGACUCGCAGCUACCCCGUGGUAUGGAGGGUGGACUGGAGAAGAUCCAGACAUUGGAAGACUCGCUGGUGCGUACGCGCGAUGAACGCGAACGUACUGAGGGUGGACGUGCGCCAGUCUUUACGACACCGCUUUCGAACAUCGAUUCACUGCGUGAAGGUGAAAGUGCUCACUUUGAGGCGAAGUUGACGCCAACGGACGAUCCGAAGUUGAAGGUGGAAUGGUUCUGGAACGGUAAACCACUGAAGACGGGUUCACGCUUCCGCACGUUCUGCGACUUUGGAUUCGUGAUCCUUGAGAUCUCACCUGUGUACCCAGAAGACUCGGGCGAGUACUCGUGCCGUGCUACGAACGAGUAUGGUGAAGCCGUCACCAGCUCGACUAUGCGUGUCCAGGGCAAGCGCAGCAUCAUCCUGGAGUCACAGCUGCCUAAAGGUAUGGAAGGUACGAUCGAACGCAUCGCUGAGCUGGAAGGUCUUGGAAUCCCGCACGGUGGACUUGGUUCCCCAGACGAUGACACCGGUAAGCCACCGGAGUUCAUCACCACCCCGUCGGAUAUGACGUUGACGGAGAAUUCGCUGGCACACUUCGAAUGUCGAUUGACACCGAUCAACGAUCCAAGCAUGCGAGUUGAGUGGUACCACAAUGGUAAGGCACUGUGGGCCGGUUCACGCAUCAAAACGAUCAACGACUUUGGAUUCGUGAUUCUCGAGAUUGCGGGAUGUUAUCAGCGCGAUUCGGGACUGUACACCUGCAAGGCAACCAACAGGCAUGGUGAGGCUACCGUCUCAUGCAAGCUGACUGUGAGAGGUCGCCAAGGCAUCAUCAUGGAACCUCAGUUGCCGUCCAACUUCCGCACUGGUACGGAGAGCAUUCAGAAGCUCGAGGAACAGCUGCAUAAGCGCGAGGAACUGUUGGCUGAUGAGGAAGAAGGCCGUCCACCGAAGUUCGUCGUCGAAAUCAAGGACAACGUGGACGUGCCAGAGGGCGGACCAGUGCACUUCGACUGCCGAGUAGAGCCCGUGGGUGAUUCGUCACUGCGCAUCGACUGGUACCAUAAUGGCAAACCAUUUGCGACCGGAUCUCGAGUGCAUAUGCUGAACGACUUUGGAUUUAUCGCCCUUGACAUGGAUUACGCGUACGUGCGCGAUUCGGGCGUGUAUGAGUGCCGUGCCACCAACAAAUGGGGAACGGCCUCGACAACCGCCAAGGUCACGGUAGUUGCUCGCGGUGGUAUUGUGCUGGACUCACAGCUACCUGAGGGUAUGACGGCCUCGAAGCUGAAGGAGUUGGAACGUGGCAAGGUGACGCUUGCAACCCAGGAAGAACGUACCUUUGGACCACCGAAGUUCGUGUCACAGAUCCAGUCUGCCACGAUCGAUGAAGGUGAAACGAUCCGCUUCGAAUGCCGCGUUGAGCCUAAAGAGGACCCGAAACUGCGCGUCGAGUGGUUCCGCAACGGAAAACCACUGCCAAGUGGCCACCGAUACCGCACGAUCUACGAUAUGGGCUUCGUCUCGCUGGACAUCCUGUCGGUGUACACGGAGGAUGCGGGCGAUUAUACCUGCCGCGCGUACAACGAGCACGGUGAGGACGUAACGAAGGCGCACGUCACCUGCAAGAAGUUGCCCUCGAUCGUGCUGCAGAACCAAAUCCCGAAGGGUAUGCAGAAGUCCGAGACACUGAUGCAGAUGGAGGCGACGAUCAAGAAGUACACGGAGGAGAUCUUCCUGACUGAGGACGAUCUGUUCGAUCCGGAUCGCAAGCAACCUCCUCGGUUUGUCGUGCAGAUCAAGGAUCAGACUAACCUGGUUGAGAUGCAGGCGACGAAGUUCGAGUGCCAACUGGCACCGGUUGGUGAUCCGGAUAUGAAGGUGGAAUGGUUCUACAAUGGCAAACCGUUGCCGUACAAGAACCGUUUCACGCCGAUCUACGACUUUGGUUAUGUGGCAAUGAACUUUGGCUGGAUCUACCCCGAGGACAGUGGCGAGUAUCUGUGCCGUGCUACCAACCUUUACGGUAUGGAUGAGACGCGCGCCAUCAUCAAGACUACUGGCAAGCCAGGCAUUGUGUACGACUCACAGCUGCCGAAGGGCAUGAAGAGUAUCCAGAAGAUCCGUGAAAUGGAAGCUUUGUGGAACCUGAACAUCCCCGAGGUUAUCGAUGAGACGCAGAAACCGAAGAAGGAACCGGCGUUCGUCAGUCGCCCAGAAUCGAUCGAGGUCGAGGAAGGCGAAUGGGCUCGCUUCUGCUGCCGUGUCACUGGUCAUCCGAAACCACGCGUCAUGUGGCUUAUCAACGGACACACGGUUGUUAAUGGUCAACGCUACAAGCUCACCUACGACGGUAUGUAUCACUUCGACAUCCCGAAAACGCGUCAGUACGACACCGGUAAGAUCGAGGUGAUCGCCCGAAGCUCCGUCGGUGAAGCCGUUGCUAGCUGUGAACUGAAGAUCACUCCACGCCGAGAUGACUACCGCGGUGUGCUGAAGAACUCCCCAAGACCAUGGUACGACUACGAUCUAGUCGCGUAUCAGAAGGGCCGCAAUGAGACCGAUCUUGAGGUGACCCUGCAGGAGGAGAAGGUGAAGAAGAAGCGCGUCGUCAAGGUGGUGCAGAAGGCGAAGGCCCGCAAGGACGGUGAAACCGAGUGGCAGAAGACAGUCAAGCAGAAGAAGGGCGAAGACUACUACAGCAAGCUGGCCGAGCUGGAGAACGAACAGAUCACCAAAGAACAGAAGAUGCGUGAGGAAAAGCACCAGUUCGCCAUUCCGGGCGAGAAGGUCGUCAGCCAAUCGAUCGCGAAGGGCAUGGCCAGUGCCUACGAGCAAACUUUGGAGGAAACCAAAGAAAGCGAACAGGUGGACCUGAUCGAAGCCCCGAAGAUGAAGCUGAUCCCAGAACCCACAGAAACCUCGGUACAAGGCAAAGAGGUGCACGUUUCCCAGCAGAAGCAAACGCAAAAGGAGGUGUACGAUGACAAGGAGAUCAUCCGCAAGAUCACGGCCACCGAAACAACGGAAAUGGAGCACAAGGGCACCACACACGAACGUGUCGUUGAGGGCCCAGUGCAGCCAGCCAAACCGCCGGUAUUCACGCGCAAAAUCCAACCAUGCCGAGCGUUCGAGAAUGAACAGGCUCGCUUUGAGGUGGAGUUCGAUGGUGAACCAAUGCCGACGGUCCGGUGGUUCCGCGAAAACUUCCAGAUCAACAACUCCGCAGACUUCCAGAUCCACACGUUCGGUUCGAAGUCGGUGCUGAUCAUCCGCCAGGUGUUCCUUGAGGAUUCAGCUGUAUUUGCGGUGAUCGCGGAGAAUCGCGGAGGAUCAGCUAAGUGCAGUGCGAAUUUGGUGGUUGAACAACGCCGUCAGCAAGGACGUGGUGGCGUUAUCCCACCAAGCUUCGUGAGCACCAUCAGUGACACGACGGUCACAGCUGGACAGCUGGCACGUUUCGACGCGAAGGUCACCGGCACUAAGCCAUUGGACGUGUACUGGUUGAAGAGCGGGCAGAAGAUCACACCCAACAUCAAGUACAAGACGCUCGAGGAGGACAACAACUACACACUCCUCAUCAUCGAGGCGUACGCCGAGGAUGGCGCUAAGUACGAGUGUGUGGCCAUCAACAGUGCCGGUGAGGCGCGUUGUGAUGCGGUUUGUACUGUCGAUACGCCAGUAACACCGAUCAUCGAAAAGCCAGCUACACCUGGUACGGAGCGUCCGCCAACCUUGGUGGAACCGCUGAAGGACAAGACCGUACCCGAGGGACAAUCGGUCGAGUUCCGGACGCGUGUGACGGGAAAACCGACACCGACCGCGCAGUGGUUCAAGGGAGAUAAGCAGAUCAAACCGUCGAAGUACUUCCAGAUGGGCAAGGAUCGGGAUGCGUUCACGCUGAUCGUUACCGAGGCGUUCCCGGAGGACGAAGGCCAGUAUCUGUGCAUCGCUUCCAACCCAGGUGGUGAAGUGCACACGACCGCUACGCUGAAGGUGGUCGCACCGGAGAUGCCGGAUGCUGGACCGAAGCUGAGCGAAAUGAAGGAUUGCGUCGUGGAAGAAGGCUCACCAGCGCAGUUCAAGACGACCAUCGUGGGCAAACCGACCAAGAUGACCGUGCAGUGGUUGCGCGAGGGUUUGCUGAUUCCGGAGUCGCCCGAUUUUCAGAUGAUCAACGAGGGCAACAACGCGGUGCUGCUGAUCGGCACGACCUACGAGGAGGACUCAGGCCUCUUCACCUGCCGGGUGACCACAUCCGCCGGUCAGGUCGAAACAUCCGCCAAACUGGUAGUCAAAAAGCGCCGAAAGCAUCUGCGACAGGUGCAUGGUCCCGCUGGAGUUCAACUCCAACAGCAACAAAACUUGCAGCAAACACAGCAAUUUUCAACGUCAACAUCGGCUCAUGGCAACGUCCUUGAGCUGAGCGAUGCUUCUUACGAUAGCAGCACAGGCGUUAGCGAGAUGGAUACCGAAUUUGUACCUCAAGGCGAUGAAACCCUUCCAUGGAGGCAAUCGCGAAGAUUAUCGCGAGGAGCCGUACCGAACGUUGCUCCUUGGCGUCGCGCUUCGCAAGAUCGUCGUACGUCACGUGAUCGAUCUCUCUCCAUCGAUAAGCGUGAAGAGAUCAAGCCAUGGACGGCCGAACCGGUAAAGCUGAAGAAAACUACAAAGGAACGCAAAACCAUUGAGAAGGAAAAACUCGAAACCGUGCAGCUGAAGCCGACACAAAUCCAAAAAGCGCAAGUAAAGCGAGAACAGCUGGAGAAAGUCGAGCUGAAAGCGGUGAAACGUGAGCAGGAAAUCAGCGAGCACCGUAUGGAGGAGAUGGUUGAAGCCCUGCUCAGUGAGAAGGAAAGCAUCGACCACGUCGACUAUAACGUUCAGAAGCUGCGGCAUGACGAAGAUAGUUCCUUUUUGGAAAUACAACAGCAAAUCGAUGAGUCAAUCAAAACGGAUGCUUCAAAGGGCGAAGGAGUCCCUUGGCGCCGUGGGGGUGCUAAAUUGCAGCAACCUCAAAGUGGCACAAUACAGUAUACAGAAACAGACGAAAGCACGCUCCUCAAAGUAGACAGAGAUGAAUCAAUGGAUGAAUUGGAGAAACACAAACUGGAACUAGACCAGGGAAGUGGAGUAGCGUGGCGUCGAGGAAAACGGCCCGAACGAGAACUGCAACCAUUCACGCAAGUGGAAGAUUCAUCUAUGCUCAGUGUCGAUCGUCUAGAAGACCAAGAAGAAAAACAAGCAACGAAACCUAAAGCUGUCCCAUGGCAACGAGGAGCAAAACAAAUUGCUCCUCAUGUAGUUGACAUUACCCAAAGCGAAGAUACUUCACUGCUUAAAAUCGAACAAGCUGAAGAAGAAUUGCAACAAGACGCGAAAUCAACGGAGCAACCGGUAGCUUGGAGACGAGGACCGAAGGAAAAGAAACAAUUGACACAAGCAGCUGCAGAGCCUCAGGAACCAACAGCUGAAGAGCAAGCAGAAGCACAGCUUCCUCCGUGGAUGCGUGGACGAAAAUUGGGUCCUAAACGAGAAAUACCAAAACCUGAACAACCCGAAAAGGUCGAACAAGUUCUGUUAAAGCCCACACCUCGCCAGAAAAAGGAACUUCCAAAGGAAUCCGUCGAGGAAGUGUCUUUGAAACCAGUUCCCAAAAAGCCUGUCGUGGAAGAAGUCACCCCCGAAGAACCAGAACAAGCAGAAGAGAAAACUAUUAAGCUGGAAAAGAAGAAGAAACCAAGGCCAUCGGCUCAAAAACAGGUAUCAUUAGAGAAACUGGAAUUUAUUCCAACAGAAGUUCCCGAGGCUGAGCAAAUGGAGCUCCCAGAAAAACUUCAGGAGGUCAAACCUAAAGAACCGGAGCAGGAACCGGAGAAACCUAGUUGGCGUAGACAACAAAAACCACGACCUCAAGAAGAGACCCCUGAAGAAAAGCAAUGGCCCACUGGCAAGAGGCGUCCACUUCCAGAGGAACCAAAGGAAGAAGUUAUUCUUAAACCGAUUCCAAAGCCUGCAAAGGACACAGAGCCAACACCAAUGGCAGAGCCUACAAUUCAGCCAAAACCAAUUCUCGAGACUGUUGAUAAAACGGAACCUAUUCCCGAAGAAGAUACUACGUUACCGCCCUGGCGUCGUGGUAAGAAACCAGCAGAAAAGAAGGUCAUUCCCGCUCCAGAACCCGAAGUUGUUGAACAGGUGCUUCUAAAACCUACGCCUCGCCAGAAAAAGGAACUUCCAAAGGAAUCCGUCGAGGAAGUGUCUUUGAAACCAGUUCCCAAAAAGCCUGUCGUGGAAGAAGUCACCCCCGAAGAACCAGAACAAGCAGAAGAGAAAACUAUUAAGCUGGAAAAGAAGAAGAAACCAAGGCCAUCGGCUCAAAAACAGGUAUCAUUAGAGAAACUGGAAUUUAUUCCAACAGAAGUUCCCGAGGCUGAGCAAAUGGAGCUCCCAGAAAAACUUCAGGAGGUCAAACCUAAAGAACCGGAGCAGGAACCGGAGAAACCUAGUUGGCGUAGACAACAAAAACCACGACCUCAAGAAGAGACCCCUGAAGAAAAGCAAUGGCCCACUGGCAAGAGGCGUCCACUUCCACAGGAACCAAAGGAAGAAGUUAUUCUUAAACCGAUUCCAAAGCCUGCAAAGGACACAGAGCCAACACCAAUGGCAGAGCCUACAAUUCAGCCAAAACCAAUUCUCGAGACUGUUGAUAAAACGGAACCUAUUCCCGAAGAAGAUACUACGUUACCGCCCUGGCGUCGUGGUAAGAAACCAGCAGAAAAGAAGGUCAUUCCCGCUCCAGAACCCGAAGUUGUUGAACAGGUGCUUCUAAAACCUACGCCUCGCCAGAAAAAGGAACUUCCAAAGGAAUCCGUCGAGGAAGUGUCUUUGAAACCAGUUCCCAAAAAGCCUGUCGUGGAAGAAGUCACCCCCGAAGAACCAGAACAAGUAGAAGAGAAAACUAUUAAGCUGGAAAAGAAGAAGAAACCAAGGCCAUCGGCCCAAAAACAGGUAUCAUUAGAGAAACUGGAAUUUAUUCCAACAGAAGUUCCCGAGGCUGAGAAAAUGGAGCUCCCAGAAAAACUUCAGGAGGUCAAACCUAAAGAACCGGAGCAGGAACCGGAGAAACCUAGUUGGCGUAGACAACAAAAACCACGACCUCAAGAAGAGACCCCUGAAGAAAAGCAAUGGCCCACUGGCAAGAGGCAUCCACUUCCAGAGGAACCAAAGGAAGAAGUUAUUCUUAAACCGAUUCCAAAGCCUGCAAAGGACACAGAGCCAACACCAGUGGCAGAGCCUUCGUUAAAACAAAAACCGAUUCCAGAAAUAUCGCACGAACUUGAACCUGUGGAGCUUGCAUUAGAUAAGCCUGGCGAAAAAGAAACAGAGCCAAGUCAACCUCCUUGGCGACGCGGAAGUAAGUCUAGAGCCAUUAUAAAAGAAAUCGCUCCUCCAGAGCCUAAUGAAAUGGAAAGUAUUGUAUUAAAACCUACCAAACAAAGAGCUAAAGAGAUUACACAAGAACCAUUGGAAGAAGUAUCGUUAAAACCAGUACCACAACAAAGUGAAAUUGUAGACAUUCCCUUGGAAACUGUUGAGGUUGUUGAUAUGAAAGAUAUCACUCCUAAAAAGGCAAAGAAAGUUAAGAAAAGGGAGCAUAUCGAACCACUCGAAAAGCCUGUCUAUCCAGAAAUCCCCGAACCAGAAGAGGUUCAACUCGAAAAGUUAGAAGCUCCUAUAGAAGAAAUUGUUGAGCCACAACAAACAACACCAGAACAGCCAUCAUGGAGAAGGACUCCAAAACCGAAACCGGUAGAAGUGCAACAAGAAGAAAAGAAGUGGCCUACUGGUAAGCGACGUCCCUUGGUUGAGGAACCUAAGGAGGAGAUAGUGUUAAAGCCAAUCCCGAAACCAACAAAAUCAGCCUCUCCAGAGCCGGAACAACAAGUAGUCAUGAAACCGAAACAAUCGGAACAAGUACCACCUAAGGACGAAAGCCCAGAAAGGUCUCAUCUGCCACGAGCAAAGAAAGAAAAGCCACUUGAUGAAGAACAAGAACCAAAAGAAUGGCCUAAAGGGAAACGAAGACCAUUAAAAGAAUCUCCACAGGAGGAAGUAACGCUCAAACCAAUUCCGAAGACAACUCAAGAGCAGCCAGCGAAACCAACAGAAGAACCAACUUUCAAACGCAUGGAACCCACCGUCCAAGAGCCUGAACAACCGAAAGCGGUUCCUUGGCGUCGUGGUAAAAAGGAAAUACCUGAAAAGUUAACUCCUAAAGAAGAAAUCACACUUAAACCCGUUCCAAAACGGGACGAACCAGAACACACGGUGCAGGAGGAAAUUCUUCUAAAACCCGUUCCAGCACAACAAGCGAUUGUCGAGGAGAUACCCGCACCACAUGAGCUACAACCUGUGCGCGACGUUAAAGUCGAAGAAGUAAUUACGAAGAAAACGAGAUAUCUGAAGAAGCAAACUAUCAAACCUAAAUUCCCGGAGCCGGGUGUUGCAGAGGUAGAGGAAUCGGUCACAUUCGAGGAACCAGAGGAACCCGCUCAAGUUGCCGAGACGAUCGUAGAUAUUGUGCCUGAAGAAGUUCUCAAUCUCAUUCCCGAGCUGACACCUCGCGAAACCGCCAAAAAGCGAAAGUCUCGCAACAAGAAACACGUAGUCUUUAAAGAAGAACUCAGCACUUUUGCUAUGGAACCUGAGGAGGAGGUAGAGGAAAAUGACGAAGAGGAAGAGAUGCUGGUUCAGGAAAUUUCACGAUCUAGCAUCACGCUUGCUCGCCCAGUUCCAGAAGCCAAACCGACGGUCAUGCCCGUUCAGGAGACUCAGGUGGAAGAGCACACGGCGGAGUUCCGCAAGGAGAUGGAGGUGCGCAUACAAUCCAACGUCGUGAAGAAGGAAAGGCAACGUCGAGUAUUUAUCGAUGACAGCCAGCCGCUUCCUGAACUGGAAAUCAUUUCCCAGAAACGCGUGCAGGAGGUCACCGAUAAAAUCGCUGAGGAAGACAUCCGCGAGGACCGUAAACUGCUGGAAACGACGCAUCAACGCAUCGCCGAGACGAAGAUCCAAGAGCGCACGGUAACGGUCACAAAACCGAACGUACAGCCGCCAAACAUCAUAGAGAAACUACAGCCGCAGAUAUGUGAGCCCGAGAAGCCAGUACAACUGCGGUGCCGUAUUGAGGGUGUACCAUUCCCAACAGUGCAAUGGUACUUCAACGACACCGUUCUUUUCGCUAAUCCUGAAUAUAUCAUGAACGUUGUGGAGGACGUUGCGACCCUAGAAAUUGCUACCGUACAGCCGUACCAUGUCGGUAUAUACACUUGCGAGGCUAAAAAUGUGGCUGGUGUUGCGAUCAGUAAGGCGAACAUAGUGGUUCAAGCCAAACCCGAGGAGGGUGAAGCACCACACUUCGUGACACCGCUGAAGAUCACGAUGAACGAAGAGAAGACCGUGGCGACGGUGACGUGCCAGGUUGCAGGUGUUCCAACGCCCACUGUACGCUGGAUGCGUGAAGAGGUCGAGAUCAUAGAGGAGGAAGAAGAAGACAUCGAAACGUACUACGAACAACGAACCGGACACGUGCGGCUAACGAUCAAACGUCCGAAACAGAACGUCCCCAUCGUCUACACGGUGCUGGCGGAGAACAAGUUCGGUAAAGCGAUGGGCAAAGCGAACGUGUACAUCCAAUCGGUGGUCAUGGAACGGGUGAAACCACUCGCGGUUGCCCCACAAAUCGUCCAACCACUAGAAGCGCAGGUUGUACGAUCAGGAAGCACGCUCGUAUUCGAGUGCCGGUACACUGGUCUUCCGAAACCCACGGUUACCUGGUCCCGCAACAGCAAGACCAUCGAAGAGGAAGAAGAGGUCAUCAUCACGACCGAAGAGUACUACAGUCGACUGGAAAUCCGCAAGAUGACGCGUCAAAGAGGCGGAAAGUACGAGAUAACCGUCUCCAACGAAGCAGGACAGGCCAAAUCGUCCGCCUCGGUGGCUAUCUCGGAUGCCACCGAUACCGACGAAGCCAAGGCGCCCAAAUUUAUCGAGCCCCUGGUUCCGAAGUUGAUUGCUGAAGCCGAAGUAUGCAUACUGGAGGCGUCGGUCGAAAGUUACCCAACCUCAACCUUCCAGUGGUUCAGGGAGGGUACAGCGAUCCAAUCCACCAACGAGCAGCGCAUAGUCACGAAGGAGAACCGCUCGAUCCUAAUCAUCGAGUCGUUUGCCCACAAGGACACGGGUGCGUACACGUGCCGGGCAGAGAACGUGGUUGGCUCGGUGACUUCCACAGCGACCGUCCAGCUGCUGGACACCAUCGAAACCGAGGAAGUUACCGAAUACAUAUCACCGCGGUUUUUGGAGACAAUCAAACCGACGCGUGUUAUGGAUGGCGAGCGCUUGACGCUCGAGUGCCAGGUCGUGGCGAUGCCGCUGCCCAAGGUGCACUGGUAUCAUAACGCGCAGCUGAUCCAGGAAACGAAGGAUAAGCAAGUGCAGCAGGACUCUACCGGGCGCUGCGUGUUGACGAUCAGCGAGGUCUUCCCGGAGGAUAAGGGUGAGUACUCCUGUGUGGCUGUCAACAAGAUCGGCGAGGCUGUGUGCCGAGCUACGAUCAACGUGGAGCCAUUCGAGUACGUGCCCGACUCGGAGCAGUUCCGCAGCUCAGAAGAAGAUUUGUUGACUGAUAAGUCUAUUUCAACACUCGAAGAGUAUGCGGAACCGUUCGAGUUCGCACCGCAGAUCGUAAAGCAACUCCCCACGACGAUACACUCGCAGGAACGCGAGUUGACCAAACUGGAGGUGAAGGUACACGCUCACCCGAAACCACAAAUUCGAUGGCUCAAAGCGGGCGAGGAGAUUAUCCCAUCGGAGGAGUUCCAGAUCGAGAACUUCGACGACGGUACUUCGAUCCUGAUCAUCAACGACAUUUACCCGGACGAUUCUGGUGAAAUCACGUUUGAAGCACAUAAUGCUCUUGGCGUGGCGAUGACUACGACGGAGCUGGUUGUUGAAGAAAUUGUCGGAACCAAAGCAUACCGUAAACCGGAAUGGGUGCAACAUAUGGAGGAACUAAAGGAGGCUCUGCAAGAGAAACCAGAUCUCAGAGAAGACGCGGAACGCACCAUCAACAACAUUGCGAUUACAGCCACUACAACCACGAACAACAUCACAGUCACGAAGAAAAAACACAAGAAACUUCGAUCCGAAAGGAGGCAACAGUACAAACACGAUGAAGAGACAGAGAUCGUCGACAGCGAGGAGUCGAUUGAAGAUCGCAUUCGUAUAUCACAGCAGCGCCGUAGGCAACCGUUGCAUCCGCUCCGGCCGCUGAUGCCGGCCGAGGAGCAAGUGCAGGAGGAAUUGGCUCCUGAUUUUCUCACCUCUCCCGUACGGGAAACGCAUAGUCUGCCCCUUGAGGUGGCGUCCGUUACCAAUGAGUCGACUAUUUUGAACCAACUGUCGAAUCUGGACGGACCCAUGGAAACUCCACGCACUAGUGCGACGGUAAAGGUCGUGCCGGAAUCGGCCGUGCAGGUCGAGGAGAUCUUUUUGUCUGAGCGCGAGUCGGACACAGCGCUGUUGGACAGCGCUCGGUUGUUGGCCAGUCCGCAAUAUAAGCUUUUUGGUUUAAAUGAGCCCGUUCAGGUUUCCGAGAUAAGCCCGCAAGAGAGUUCGUUAGAGCGUACACCGGCCAAGGCGACGCCAGAGGCCAUAGCGACCGUCGAUAUCGUGCCGGUGCAGCCCUUAGUCGUAAGUGAAUCUACACCCCAAGAUACGGCCGCUGUUCUGGAAAGAUCGGUUGAUCAUUCUAGUAAUGCUACCAUGCAGCUUUUCACACAAGACGCCAUGAUCGUGCAAGAAACCGUUUUCUCGCAGUCAGAGCAGGAACUGGCAGCACAGCAACAUCCUACACCGAGCCACGCGUAUACAAAUGUACUGGCAAAGGAGUCACUGCAAGUGUUGGAAAUAAGCCGCAUCGAAAAGGAAGACGUGUUUGAAGAGACCCUCAAACUGCCCACUGUUCAGCCCCAUUAUCAGAUACUUUCCUCCGAAUCUAUACAAACUGAGGAAACAAUCAGCCAGGACGCACCAAGUCGCUACUAUCCAGAGCUCGUGGUGCCAACGGAAAGUGCCCGACCGGCGAUCGUUGAGCAGAAAUCCUACGUGACCGAGGUUAUGCAUGCACCAGAGAAAGAGGACACAUACAUACCCGGACGUUUACCGCCGCAACAGCGCGCCGAUAUACAGCUCUCCACGAAGGAGCCAUUAUCUGUAACCGCACAGCAGGUGGAGGAGUCCGAGGUUGAAUUUUCAACUGCCGUGGCAGCGCCAUCGUACCACGCUACGGACACGCUUACGACGAUUGACAAUCAACUGACAACGCAGCUUGUAAACGACAGCAUCACGACGGAAGACUUCCAGGCCCAAAGCCCAGAGUCCAAGCGUGCUACUGUCGAGAUCAUGGAGCGCACGUGCGUGUCAGUAUCCAAUGUGCUAAGCAACGAGGCAGAAGCCUCGCUUGCACCAUUUGUAAAUGCCGAUUCGGCCAUGGCACAAAGCACACUUACCGCGUUCAACGUGGUAAGCGAAUCAACGGAAGCGUUCGUGCAUGAGAAAGAAACGCUUCAUCAAGGAGUACCGCAACCGAACGUAGCCGUAGCGGCAGCAUUGCUGGAGCCUAUCGAGAAUCUUGCCAUUACUGAGAUCGAGACGGCUGACAGCACGGCCCGAUUUUCACCUGAAAUUGUCAGCCGCCCGGAACAGGCAUCUGCAUGCUUUGUUCCUGUUCAAUCGCACUCUGUUACGACAGUCGAUACAAACGAGAAGGAGACCGAUCUACUCUCCAAAUUGCCGCUGCUUGAGGCAUUUGCCGAGGAACAAAUAAACCUCCAGCAAGAAUUGCAGGUGAUGCAGCACGAGACAAAUGAGCGAGAGUUUGCGUUGAAGCCAGUAACGGCGCCACAGGAUCAAGUAUUGAAACCCACUCAAACUGACAGUUUAAAGUUGGUGCUUGUGCAGGAAACGUUAACUAAUGUUUCUGCAGGUGAACUUCCACAGGUCAUCCCAACGUCUCGGUUGGCACGACUGGUGCGCACAGAUGAGCAUGAAGAGAAAAUCAUAUCCGAAACCACAAUCUAUGAAACGCUCCGCUCGUACGAGGAAAUGCAGCGGCCGGAAGAAAAAACGGCCGAGCUUCAGCUACCGAGCUUGGCAAGUGAACUUCUUGUAACGGAGGUGAUCAGCAGUCAAACAACGGAUGAACGAAACGAGGAGCACAAUAUUGCGGGGAAUCAAACACUCAAACCAAUUCCGACCCACUCGCUCAAGACGGUGUUAGUGGAAGAAGUAAUGACCAGUGAGGGAUUGGAGCAGUUAAGUGCUCAGCAAUCAACGCUCCUUUCUCAGGCGAAUGUUAGAGGAGACCAGCUGGAAGAAACUAUCGUGUCAGAAUCGAUGGUACUUGAAAACACGUUACAAUAUACGACACCGGAAGCGCCAGUCCCCAAGUCCGCGUUCACUAACGUCGAACGACCCGCCGAAGGAUUAACCAUCGUUGAAGUAGUAUGCGAACAAAAAGAGCAAGAGGAAGCUGUAGAACUCGCUAAUGAUCAAACGGCGAAAGCGGUUCCAACAGAAGCGCUAAAAUCCGUGCUUAUUGAAGAAGUGCAACUAUCAAGUCACACCGAUACACUUCAACAUUCUGAGGCUCACCAUUCUGAAGUAACCGUGAAGCUUGGAGAAACGUUGGAGCAAACAACAGUUCAGGAAAUGUUGAUCCUAGAGGACGUAAACAGACUGUUAGAGGAUGCUAAGCCAGAGAGCAAACAAGCUGAAACAAUUCUUCAACCUUGCGCGGAACUUACCGUCACAGAGGUGAUCGCUGAUGAUCGAGAACGAGAGGGCUUUAACGUAACAGAGAUUUCGAAAGAUUAUUCCGCCCGCCCAGUACCAUCACAUAUGCUUAAGUCCGUGCUAAUAGAAUCAACUGAAGUCAUCGAUUCAACAGCCAGCAUCCCUGCUCCCGUUGUUCAAGAGUCACUUGCCACUUUACAACGUGACAAGCUGGAAGAGAAAAUCGUCAGCGAACAGGUUGUUCUGGAAGCAUUCGAUCAGUACGAACAAGAAAAUGUUGCUAUGCGCCAAGCAGCGUUAGCACUCGAACCGCAGAAUGAAUUGAUGGUAACAGAGGUGUCGGUCGAACAAAAAGAACAAGAACAUGUCACAAGUUUGAUAGCAAAAGAUGUACGAGCCCAAGCGAUACCAUCGCAUAUGCUAAAAACGGUCACUACAGAACAAGUACAGACAUCGGAAAGCCUUGACAGAAUCUCACAAGAUACCCCAGUGGAAAUGUUGGCUAGUGUACGAAGUGAUCAGCUCGAACAAAUGACAGUUUCGGAAACGUUUGCAUACGAGGGAACUGAUAUCAUUGGCGAAGAGAUCAAACCAACUGAGAAAGUUGCCGACUUGACAGUAAUACCAAUCACUGAGCUCUUAGUCAGUGAAACGGUUGCAGAGCAGAAGGAAAGAGAAGGUUUCAACGUGGCGGAGAUUGCCCAAGAUUAUGUAGCCAUGCAGGUCCCAGGACAUUCGUUCAAAUCCGCCCAAGUAGAGGAAACGAUCACAAGUGAAGAUGUUUCACAGAUAACCCACACGGAGAGUAUCGUAAAAACAGCAACAACCCAGAGUGACGAGCUGGAACAAAUGACCGUUGCAGAAACAUUCGCAUUCGAAGAAACACCUACACUGGAAGCUGCUACAAAUCCAGUGGAAAAAACGGCAGAGUCCAACUACGAACCACAGAUUGGUGUAAUUGUAACUGAGGUUCACACCGGUCAGAAGGAACGUGACGGUUACAGUGUGGCAGAGCUUGCUCAGGAUCAUACAGCGUUGCCCGUGGCAGGGCAUGCCUUGAAAUUGGUGCUGGUGGAAGAAGUCACCGUAUCAGAUACAACAGAUCAUUUGACGCUCCCUCAACAACUACAAAGUUCAGCUGCACUGCGGAAUGAACAGUACGAACAAACUACUGUCCAAGAAACCACGGUUUACGAAGGAUCGGAGCAAUUGAUGAUCGAUGAAAUGCCGGCGGUAAAAUCAAUCGAGCAAUCUUUCAUACCCAACGCUGAACUGAUCGUAACGGAAAUUGUUAGUGAGCAAAAGGAACGCGAGGGAUAUAAUAUAGCAGAACUUGCGCGAGAUCACACUGCAACGCCAACAGUAGCUUCACAUGCUUUAAAGUCAGUUACAAUCGAGGAGACACUAAUUGGAGAAAGCGUUGAGAAAAUUCUAGAUCAGCAAACUGCAGAAAUGACUUCGGCCAAGUGUCAAGAUGAUCGACAGGAGGAGACUAUUGUGCGAGAGGCUGUGGUGCUGGAGAGCACUGACAACUACAGUUUUGAGCAAGCACCAUCGGAAAAGCAUGCCCUACCAAGCGUAACACCUAUGACUGAACUUGUAGUCACGGAGGUUAUGGUGGAACAAAAAGAAAAGGACGGCUACUCGGUACAAGAUAUAGCGCAACAACACGUUGUAAAUUUGCUGCCUUCACACACGCUGAAAUCUGUUGUAGUUGAAGAGAUACAGGUUUCGGACGGAGUCGGAGACGUGUCAGAGCUGCCCUCUACUACGUUGACAGCCAGCGUGCGCGAAGAUCAAUGUGAUUCCCAAACAGUUACGGAACAACUUGUCCUUGAAAGUUUGAGGCGAUUGGAUGAGGACCAGAGACCCGAACAUAAGUCUGCUACCUCAAACAUUGAAGCUAUUUCUGAGCUGCAAAUUACAGAGGUCGUCACAGAGCAAAAGGAACAGGAGGGCUACGAUGUGCAACAAAUUGCAAGUAAUUAUAAUGCCAAAGAAGUACCAUCCCAUACGCUUCGAUCAGUGGUCAUUGAAGAAACUCAAGCGAUCGAUAACGUGGAGCAAUUGAGCGAAACAUCUCACACCACCCAUGCUAAGCGAAUUACCAACGAAAUAGAAGAACGCGUCAUUGCAGAAGUAGUUGUACUUGAAAAUGUGGACACUCUCGAGCAGCAGGUACAACCAGAAGCAAAACAUGCCGAUCAAAUUUUGCAAAACCAAACCGAGCUCCACAUCACCGAAGUGGUCGCCGAGCAGAAAGAGAGAGAAGGAUAUAAUAUAUCUGAUCUGACUGUCACACAAUUGGCCAAAACUGUACCUAGUGAACCACACAAAUCGAUCACCGUGGAAGAGGUUAUCCUAUCUAGUGCAACCGUAAACAUUGAAACACAAGAAACGACAUCUAGCACUUUAGCUGCGGUACGCAAAGACGAGCAUUUAGAAACCACAAUCUCCGAACAAGUGGUAUUCGAAGCGAUCGAUCAAUUCGAUAAACAGGCUAUUCCCGAAGAAAAAACGGCUUCCCAAUCGAUGCAGCCUCGAGAGGAGUUGGUAGUAACGGAAAUCGUUUGCGAGCAGAAAGAAUCGGAAGGAUUCGACGUACAUGAAAUAGCCAGUAACUAUUCGGCACAUCUUGUUCCAUCGCAUAUUCUGAAACCCAUAGCAGUGGAACAGACUGAAGUAAACGAGAUGUACGGUGAGAUGAAAGAAGACAUGAGUACGCUCAAUAAAAGUCAUGCUCAGGUGAACGAAUCGGAACAUGAGCAAAAAACUAUCCAAGAAACUAUGGUGUACGAGAAUCUGUUAGACAAACCGAUGGAUCAAACACCUGAACAAAAGCUGGCUAAUAUUGAUAUACACCCAGUACAGGAGCUUGUUGUGAUGGAAGUAAUCGCUGAUGAUAAAGAACGAGAAGGAUUUGACGUUCAUGAAAUAGCAAAGGAUUACACAGCUUAUCCAACAACAUCCGGGCUGCUAAAAUCUCUUGAAAUUCAUGAGGUACAAUCUUCCCAUGCUCUUGGAAAACUUAGUGACUCGAUUCCUACCGCAACAGCUUCUGCACGAACCGACAACUUAGAAGAAACAAUCAAGAUGGAAACUACGUUACUCGAAAGUAUUACAAUUCUUGAACACGACGAUCAUCCUAUAAAGAAAACUGCAACACCGGGAGUUUUGCCAAACAUUGAGCUGUCGAUAACAGAGGUCGUGGCUGAACAGCGUGAGAAAGAAGGCUACGAUGUGGGAGACAUUGCCAAAAAUUUCCAUGCCCAACCUCUAUCAGGACGAGAACCGGUUAGAUCGAUUGUGGUGGAAGAAGUUCAAAUAAGUCAGGAAGCACCAGAGCUGUCUGCGACGCAUAAUCGAGCGCAUGAGGCUUCUAGGGUUGAGGAUCAGCACGAACAAAUGACCGUUAUUGAAACAUUCACUUAUGAAAACAUAGACCAGCAACAAACUCGAAUCGUUCCAGAGGAACAUCAGGCGUCGGCAAACUUAGACGCACUAUCAGGAGUGACCAUAACUGAAGUAAUCACACAUCAAAAAGCUGAAGAAGGCAUCAACAUAUCCGAAGUAGACAGUCAGAAGGCUAAACUUAUACCAACCGAUGCCUUACGAUCGAUUACAGUACAACAAACGGAUGCACUCCACAGUGUGGCUAAUGUUCAACAAGAUCAAAUCGAACAUACGAAGGCAUGUAUAAAAAGCGAUACCGUCGACGAAACUACCGUCACAGACACUAUAAUUUUCGAAAACGUAUCAGAAAACAAACAGCAACCCGAGGUUCAUCAUCAAAUAGCAAGACCGUCAGGAAACAACGAGGAACAAAAGUCCCUCAUUGUGGAACAAAUUUUAACUUUACAAAAACCUGUCUCGUUUGAAUCUGGUGUUUCAACAUCCACGGCAACUAGUUCCACUCCGGAACAACUUUUACAGACUACUGUAGAACAAAUAACAGUCUACGAAGGAGCAGAGCAUCUUUUGAGCACACUCACCAUGGAAGGAAAAUAUCCAACUUAUGACAUGCAAGGGCUUGAGCUCCCGGUUCAGACAACAAUCAAUGUGUCAGAUACAUUAUCUGAAAUUACUCUUGAAACAGCGACUUGCGCUGAUGCCAAAUCAAGCCUUAUCGAACUACUCUCUGCGGCAUCCACCACGGAAACAGUGUGUCAGGACUCAUAUGUUAAACUAGCUCAGGCAACAAAGACUACUCCUCAACAAGCUCAACCGACGGUUUCAAAUUUGUUCAUACCAACAACAACCGAAACUGUGCCAAGUGAGGGAUUAGAUAGGAGCGAUUUUAGUGUAAAGUCAGAAAGUCAAACAGCGUCCGUCAAAUUUUCUGAUAUGACAGUAGUGCCCCUUCAAUCCGAGCUACUGGCAGCUGACUCAGCACAGCCACUCCAGGAGAACAUACAACCACGUAAGUUUGCUUCCACAACGUUGGAAGAAGGUUUAAGGGCUCCUGAAUGUUUAGAGAUAGCUAGUAACGAACAAAGCGACGUUGCCGAAAACUUUGUAACGUCAGAGAAACGAGCGUCAGUUACAAUAAUCACUAACCAAACGGUCAAUGUCUCCGAAACCACUCUCGAAGAGAAUACAGAUCGUAUAGAAUUUGCUCAAGAACCAAAACAGCGGUUCGCAAGUUUAACAGAAUCUGCAUUGCUCACCUACGAUGAGUUUGGUCCUGUAAUGGCAAAGGAUCACACUGGAAACACAACACAAUAUACAACAUUACAAAGCAAGCAGAACACAAACAUUACCACACCACAUAAGGAAAUCAUUUCACUAACAGAAGAUACAAAUAAAGUAUCAAUCAAAUCAACAAUACAUCAAACUGAAAACACUCAGCACAGUGCAAAUAUAAAAGACCAUACGGAUGUGAUUGAAGAAGUCAAGUCAGAAACUGGCGAAGUCAAAAGAAAGGUUGUUAAGAAAACGAUCGUCAAAAAGCGCGUUGGACCCAAAGAAGAAAUCACCGAAGAAGUCACCGUGCAAGAAGAUGACAAACAACCAGAAACAACUGUCACGAUCAGCGAGCAAGAGGUUCCUUACGAGCUUACACAGCCUUUCGAAGAGGACCUCAAGCCUCUGCAAGCUGUUGUGGACGAUUAUCCUGAGCCGAUGGAGGCCACUGUGAAAACAAAAUCCACAAAAGUUAUCAAGAAAAAGGUCAAGAAGCUACAACCAGCAGAGCCUUCUGUUGAAGAUCUUCCUCUAGAAGAAGUUUCAGAUCUCAUCCUGGAACAAACUGUCACAGAACAACCAGUUAUCGAAGUGCUUCCGGAACAUGUUGAGGUAUUGGAAUCCAUCACUCAAGAAGGAAAACCUAGGAAACAUGUCACCAAAACAAAGGUCAUCAAGAAGAAAACGGGACGCAAGGUGGAAGAAGUCACAGUUGUAACCGUUCAAGAGGACGAUCAGCUUCCAGAAACGACGGUUACCAUGACCGAAGAACAAAUCGUUCCGGAAACUGCUGUGACUGAUACCAUUCACGAGGUCGAGCUCCUCAAACCUAAGAAGAAGAAAGUCAAAACCAUCAAGAAGAAAGGUACCGAUACUAGCGAAAUUAUUCAGAAGCUCCUCAACAUGGAACUCUCAAACACUGAACUACAACCGUUUGAACAUGUGGAUGCGGAUGUGCCUAUCCUUCAAAUUUCACCACAAUCUGCCGUUGAAGCUCUCGAAAUUGAAGAGCUGCCUGAAGAGGUCAAAGUAACGCAAAUCGUUACAAAAACUGGUGCAUCCAAGAAACAGAUCACCAAAAAGAAAACUAUCAAGAAACGAGUCGGACAAAAAGAGGAACACAUCGAAGUAGUCACUGUUCAGCAAGACGAUUCGACUCCUGAAACAACUAUCACUGUUAUCGAAGAAGAUGCUCCCACUUCUAUGCCUACUGACGAUGCUCCCAAGCCUAAGAAAAAGAAGAUCAAAACUAUCAAGACUAGUGAUGACUCGGACGAUAUCAUUGAGCGACUUCUCAAUCUAGAGGUUCACAAAACUGUUCUGGAAGAGUACGAGAAAACAGACCUGGAUUUACCAAAGCGCAUGCGUCCCACAGAGGAAACAACCAUUGAAGAGCAUCCGGAUGUGGUUGAAGAAGUCAAGUCAGAAACUGGCGAAGUCAAAAGAAAGGUUGUUAAGAAAAAGAUCAUCAAAAAGCGCGUUGGACCCAAAGAAGAAAUCACCGAAGAAGUCACCGUGCAAGAAGAUGACAAGCAACCAGAAACAACUGUCACGAUCAGCGAGCAAGAGGUUCCUUAUGAGCAUACACUGCCUUUCGAAGAGGACCUCAAGCCUCUGCAAGCUGUUGUGGACGAUUAUCCUGAGCCGAUGGAGGCCACUGUGAAAACAAAAUCCACAAAAGUUAUCAAGAAAAAGGUCAAGAAGCUUCAACCUGCAGAGCCUUCUGUUGAAGAUCUUCCUCUAGAAGAAGUUUCAGAUCUCAUCCUGGAACAAACUGUCACAGAACAACCAGUUAUCGAAGUGCUUCCGGAACAUGUUGAAGUAUUGGAAUCCAUCACUCAAGAAGGAAAGCCUAGGAAACAUGUCACCAAAACAAAGGUCAUCAAGAAGAAAACGGGACGCAAGGUGGAAGAAGUCACAGUUGUAACCGUUCAAGAGGACGAUCAGCUUCCAGAAACGACGGUUACCAUGACCGAAGAACAAAUCGUUCCGGAAAUUGCUGUGACUGAUACCAUUCACGAGGUCGAGCUCCUCAAACCUAAGAAGAAGAAAGUCAAAACCAUCAAGAAGAAAGGAACCGAUACUAGCGAAAUUAUUCAGAAGCUCCUCAACAUGGAACUCUCAAACACUGAACUACAACCGUUUGAACAUGUGGAUGCGGAUGUGCCUAUCCUUCAAAUUUCACCACAAUCUGCCGUUGAAGCUCUCGAAAUUGAAGAGCUGCCUGAAGAGGUCAAAGUAACGCAAAUCGUUACAAAAACUGGUGCAUCCAAGAAACAGAUCACCAAAAAGAAAACUAUCAAGAAACGAGUCGGACAAAAAGAGGAACACAUCGAAGUAGUCACUGUUCAGCAAGACGAUUCGACUCCUGAAACAACUAUCACUGUUAUCGAAGAAGAUGCUCCCACUUCUAUGCCUACUGACGAUGCUCCCAAGCCUAAGAAAAAGAAGAUCAAAACUAUCAAGACUAGUGAUGACUCGGACGAUAUCAUUGAGCGACUUCUCAAUCUAGAGGUUCACAAAACUGUUCUGGAAGAGUACGAGAAAAUAGACCUGGAUUUACCAAAGCGCAUGCGUCCCACAGAGGAAACAACCAUUGAAGAGCAUCCGCAUGUGGUUGAAGAAGUCAAGUCAGAAACUGGCGAAGUCAAAAGAAAGGUUGUUAAGAAAAAGAUCAUCAAAAAGCGCGUUGGACCCAAAGAAGAAAUCACCGAAGAAGUCACCGUGCAAGAAGAUGACAAGCAACCAGAAACAACUGUCACGAUCAGCGAGCACGAGGUUCCUUACGAGCUUACAGAGCCUUUCGAAGAGGACCUCAAGCCUCUGCAAGCUGUUGUGGACGAUUAUCCUGAGCCGAUGGAGGCCACUGUGAAAACAAAAUCCACAAAAGUUAUCAAGAAAAAGGUCAAGAAACUUCAACCUGCAGAGCCUUCUGUUGAAGAUCUUCCUCUAGAAGAAGUUUCAGAUCUCAUCCUGGAACAAACUGUCACAGAACAACCAGUUAUCGAAGUGCUUCCGGAACAUGUUGAGGUAUUGGAAUCCAUCACUCAAGAAGGAAAACCUAAGAAACAUGUCACCAAAACAAAGGUCAUCAAGAAGAAAACGGGACGCAAGGUGGAAGAAGUCACAGUUGUAACCGUUCAAGAGGACGAUCAGCUUCCAGAAACGACGGUUACCAUGACCGAAGAACAAAUCGUUCCGGAAACUGCUGUGACUGAUACCAUUCACGAGAUCGAGCUCCUCAAACCUAAGAAGAAGAAAGUCAAAACCAUCAAGAAGAAAGGAACCGAUACUAGCGAAAUUAUUCAGAAGCUCCUCAACAUGGAACUCUCAAACACUGAACUACAACCGUUUGAACAUGUGGAUGCGGAUGUGCCUAUCCUUCAAAUUUCACCACAAUCUGCCGUUGAAGCUCUCGAAAUUGAAGAGCUGCCUGAAGAGGUCAAAGUAACGCAAAUCGUUACAAAAACUGGUGCAUCCAAGAAACAGAUCACCAAAAAGAAAACUAUCAAGAAACGAGUCGGACAAAAAGAGGAACACAUCGAAGUAGUCACUGUUCAGCAAGACGAUUCGACUCCUGAAACAACUAUCACUGUUAUCGAAGAAGAUACUCCCACUUCUAUGCCUACUGACGAAGCUCCCAAGCCUAAGAAAAAGAAGAUCAAAACUAUCAAGACUAGUGAUGACUCGGACGAUAUCAUUGAGCGACUUCUCAAUCUAGAGGUUCACAAAACUGUUCUGGAAGAGUACGAGAAAAUAGACCUGGAUUUACCAAAGCGCAUGCGUCCCACAGAGGAAACAAUCAUUGAAGAGCAUCCGGAUGUGGUUGAAGAAGUCAAGUCAGAAACUGGUGAAGUCAAAAGAAAGGUUGUUAAGAAAAAGAUCAUCAAAAAGCGCGUUGGAUCCAAAGAAGAAAUCACCGAAGAAGUCACCGUGCAAGAAGAUGACAAACAACCAGAAACAACUGUCACGAUCAGCGAGCACGAGGUUCCUUACGAGCUUACAAAGCCUUUCGAAGAGGACCUCAAGCCUCUGCAAGCUAUUGUGGAUGAUUAUCCUGAGCCGAUGGAGGCCACUGUGAAAACAAAAUCCACAAAAGUUAUCAAGAAAAAGGUCAAGAAGCUUCAACCAGCAGAGCCUUCUGUUGAAGAUCUUCCUCUAGAAGAAGUUUCAGAUCUCAUCCUGGAACAAACUGUCACAGAACAACCAGUUAUCGAAGUGCUUCCGGAACAUGUUGAAGUAUUGGAAUCCAUCACUCAAGAAGGAAAACCUAGGAAACAUGUCACCAAAACCAAGAUCAUCAAGAAGAAAACGGGACGCAAGGUGGAAGAAGUCACAGUUGUAACCGUUCAAGAGGACGAUCAGCUUCCAGAAACGACGGUUACCAUGACCGAAGAACAAAUCGUUCCGGAAACUGCUGUGACUGAUACCAUUCAUGAGGUCGAGCUCCUCAAACCUAAGAAGAAGAAAGUCAAAACCAUCAAGAAGAAAGGAACCGAUACUAGCAAAAUUAUUCAGAAGCUCCUCAACAUGGAACUCUCAAACACUGAACUACAACCGUUUGAACAUGUGGAUGCGGAUGUGCCUAUCCUUCAAAUUUCACCACAAUCUGCCGUUGAAGCUCUCGAAAUUGAAGAGCUGCCUGAAGAGGUCAAAGUAACGCAAAUCGUUACAAAAACUGGUGCAUCCAAGAAACAGAUCACCAAAAAGAAAACUAUCAAGAAACGAGUCGGACAAAAAGAGGAACACAUCGAAGUAGUCACUGUUCAGCAAGACGAUUCGACUCCUGAAACAACUAUCACUGUUAUCGAAGAAGAUGCUCCCACUUCUAUGCCUACUGACGAUGCUCCCAAGCCUAAGAAAAAGAAGAUCAAAACUAUCAAGACUAGUGAUGACUCGGACGAUAUCAUUGAGCGACUUCUCAAUCUAGAGGUUCACAAAACUGUUCUGGAAGAGUACGAGAAAAUAGACCUGGAUUUACCAAAGCGCAUGCGUCCCACAGAGGAAACAACCAUUGAAGAGCAUCCGGAUGUGGUUGAAGAAGUCAAGUCAGAAACUGGCGAAGUCAAAAGAAAGGUUGUUAAGAAAAAGAUCAUCAAAAAGCGCGUUGGACCCAAAGAAGAAAUCACCGAAGAAGUCACCGUGCAAGAAGAUGACAAGCAACCAGAAACAUCUGUCACGAUCAGCGAGCAAGAGGUUCCUUAUGAGCAUACAGAGCCUUUCGAAGAGGACCUCAAGCCUCUGCAAGCUGUUGUGGACGAUUAUCCUGAGCCGAUGGAGGCCACUGUGAAAACAAAAUCCACAAAAGUUAUCAAGAAAAAGGUCAAGAAGCUUCAACCAGCAGAGCCUUCUGUUGAAGAUCUUCCUCUAGAAGAAGUUUCAGAUCUCAUCCUGGAACAAACUGUCACAGAACAACCAGUUAUCGAAGUGCUUCCGGAACAUGUUGAGGUAUUGGAAUCCAUCACUCAAGAAGGAAAACCUAAGAAACAUGUCACCAAAACAAAGGUCAUCAAGAAGAAAACGGGACGCAAGGUGGAAGAAGUCACAGUUGUAACCGUUCAAGAGGACGAUCAGCUUCCAGAAACGACGGUUACCAUGACCGAAGAACAAAUCGUUCCGGAAACUGCUGUGACUGAUACCAUUCACGAGGUCGAGCUCCUCAAACCUAAGAAGAAGAAAGUCAAAACCAUCAAGAAGAAAGGAACCGAUACUAGCGAAAUUAUUCAGAAGCUCCUCAACAUGGAACUCUCAAACACUGAACUACAACCGUUUGAACAUGUGGAUGCGGAUGUGCCUAUCCUUCAAAUUUCACCACAAUCUGCCGUUGAAGCUCUCGAAAUUGAAGAGCUGCCUGAAGAGGUCAAAGUAACGCAAAUCGUUACAAAAACUGGUGCAUCCAAGAAACAGAUUACCAAAAAGAAAACUAUCAAGAAACGAGUCGGACAAAAAGAAGAACACAUCGAAGUAGUCACUGUUCAGCAAGACGAUUCGACUCCUGAAACAACUAUCACUGUUAUCGAAGAAGAUGCUCCCACUUCUAUGCCUACUGACGAUGCUCCCAAGCCUAAGAAAAAGAAGAUCAAAACUAUCAAGACUAGUGAUGACUCGGACGAUAUCAUUGAGCGACUUCUCAAUCUAGAGGUUCACAAAACUGUUCUGGAAGAGUACGAGAAAACAGACCUGGACCUACCAAAGCGCAUGCGUCCCACAGAGGAAACAACCAUUGAAGAGCAUCCAGAUGUGGUUGAAGAAGUCAAGUCAGAAACUGGCGAAGUCAAAAGAAAGGUUGUUAAGAAAAAGAUCAUCAAAAAGCGCGUUGGACCCAAAGAAGAAAUCACCGAAGAAGUCACCGUGCAAGAAGAUGACAAGCAACCAGAAACAACUGUCACGAUCAGCGAGCAAGAGGUUCCUUAUGAGCAUACACUGCCUUUCGAAGAGGACCUCAAGCCUCUGCAAGCUGUUGUGGACGAUUAUCCUGAGCCGAUGGAGGCCACUGUGAAAACAAAAUCCACAAAAGUUAUCAAGAAAAAGGUCAAGAAGCUUCAACCAGCAGAGCCUUCUGUUGAAGAUCUUCCUCUAGAAGAAGUUUCAGAUCUCAUCCUGGAACAAACUGUCACAGAACAACCAGUUAUCGAAGUGCUUCCGGAACAUGUUGAGGUAUUGGAAUCCAUCACUCAAGAAGGAAAACCUAAGAAACAUGUCACCAAAACAAAGGUCAUCAAGAAGAAAACGGGACGCAAGGUGGAAGAAGUCACAGUUGUAACCGUUCAAGAGGACGAUCAGCUUCCAGAAACGACGGUUACCAUGACCGAAGAACAAAUCGUUCCGGAAACUGCUGUGACUGAUACCAUUCACGAGGUCGAGCUCCUCAAACCUAAGAAGAAGAAAGUCAAAACCAUCAAGAAGAAAGGUACCGAUACUAGCGAAAUUAUUCAGAAGCUCCUCAACAUGGAACUCUCAAACACUGAACUACAACCGUUUGAACAUGUGGAUGCGGAUGUGCCUAUCCUUCAAAUUUCACCACAAUCUGCCGUUGAAGCUCUCGAAAUUGAAGAGCUGCCUGAAGAGGUCAAAGUAACGCAAAUCGUUACAAAAACUGGUGCAUCCAAGAAACAGAUCACCAAAAAGAAAACUAUCAAGAAACGAGUCGGACAAAAAGAGGAACACAUCGAAGUAGUCACUGUUCAGCAAGACGAUUCGACUCCUGAAACAACUAUCACUGUUAUCGAAGAAGAUGCUCCCACUUCUAUGCCUACUGACGAUGCUCCCAAGCCUAAGAAAAAGAAGAUCAAAACUAUCAAGACUAGUGAUGACUCGGACGAUAUCAUUGAGCGACUUCUCAAUCUAGAGGUUCACAAAACUGUUCUGGAAGAGUACGAGAAAACAGACCUGGACCUACCAAAGCGCAUGCGUCCCACAGAGGAAACAACCAUUGAAGAGCAUCCAGAUGUGGUUGAAGAAGUCAAGUCAGAAACUGGCGAAGUCAAAAGAAAGGUUGUUAAGAAAAAGAUCAUCAAAAAGCGCGUUGGACCCAAAGAAGAAAUCACCGAAGAAGUCACCGUGCAAGAAGAUGACAAACAACCAGAAACAACUGUCACGAUCAGCGAGCACGAGGUUCCUUACGAGCUUACAGAGCCUUUCGAAGAGGACCUCAAGCCUCUGCAAGCUAUUGUGGUCGAUUAUCCUGAGCCGAUGGAGGCCACUGUGAAAACAAAAUCCACAAAAGUUAUCAAGAAAAAGGUCAAGAAGCUUCAACCUGCAGAGCCUUCUGUUGAAGAUCUUCCUCUAGAAGAAGUUUCAGAUCUCAUCCUGGAACAAACUGUCACAGAACAACCAGUUAUCGAAGUGCUUCCGGAACAUGUUGAGGUAUUAGAAUCCAUCACUCAAGAAGGAAAACCUAGGAAACAUGUCACCAAAACCAAGAUCAUCAAGAAGAAAACGGGACGCAAGGUGGAAGAAGUCACAGUUGUAACCGUUCAAGAGGACGAUCAGCUUCCAGAAACAACAGUCACCAUUACCGAAGAACAGAUCACUCCAGACACUGUUGAGGUUGAUUCGAUCAGUCCACUCAAGCUUGUUAAACCCAAGAAAAAGAAAGUUAAAAUAAUAAAAAGAACAGGCGAAAACGCAGAAGACAUUAUUCAGAAUCUAAUUGAUUCAGAUAUAUUGGAAACUGCAAGUGAACAGGGUGAUCAACCAUUGUCCGCUGAGGUUUUCGAUAUUUUGCCCGCUGCAAGUGACACUCCUCAAAAGUUAACACCAAAACAAAAAGGCGCACUCAAGACGAAAACACACACAACCACAUCAACUGACACACAAGAUACACUCCCACAGUCAUUUAUUGUUCCACAUUUAAUGGAUGCUGAAUUGCACGAACACACAUCCCCCGAAUACAUUACUACAUUUGAAACACGAACAGACAACAACCAGACAUUCAUCAAGUCCCGAAACAUAAAAAUAGUUAAGGAACAUGGGGCAGUGAUUGAAGAAUCAAUUGAUGAUAAUGAUGUUCAAACUAUCACUCCUAUCCUUCCAUCAGAGGUUCUUAUACAGGAAAUUGAAGAAACUGCACCAUCACUUAACAUCACACAACUCGAAGAAACACCCCAGAUCGUACAGGAAGUCGUCACAAAACAUAAACCCAAGAAGAAACAAACACAAACACAUGUAUAUGAACAGGUCGAAAAUCUUACGACUGAGACAGAUGAACAAUUUUACCCGGAACAAACAGAAUCUGCCAUUGCUACUCCUACAAUACUUUCCAAGCGAGUUAAAACUAAAAAGAUUAACGUGAAUGUUCUGCAAGGGGUCGAUAAAACUGUAGUUGUACAUGAGGAAAACGAAAGCCCACUAGAAACUCUUACGAUUCCAGCCUUUGAAGAGGCUGUUUCAGUCAUGGAGCUCCCUGAACAAAUCUCAGUUCAAGAAAUUAUAACAGCAUCAGGGGCAACAAAACAGAAAAUCACCAAAAAGAAAACUAUCAAGAAACGAGUCGGACAAAAAGAGGAACACAUCGAAGUAGUCACUGUUCAGCAAGACGAUUCGACUCCUGAAACAACUAUCACUGUUAUCGAAGAAGAUGCUCCCAUUUCUAUGCCUACUGACGAUGCUCCCAAGCCUAAGAAAAAGAAGAUCAAAACUAUCAAGACUAGUGAUGACUCGGACGAUAUCAUUGAGCGACUUCUCAAUCUAGAGGUUCACAAAACUGUUCUGGAAGAGUACGAGAAAAUAGACCUGGAUUUACCAAAGCGCAUGCGUCCCACAGAGGAAACAACCAUUGAAGAGCAUCCGGAUGUGGUUGAAGAAGUCAAGUCAGAAACUGGCGAAGUCAAAAGAAAGGUUGUUAAGAAAAAGAUCAUCAAAAAGCGCGUUGGACCCAAAGAAGAAAUCACCGAAGAAGUCACCGUGCAAGAAGAUGACAAGCAACCAGAAACAACUGUCACGAUCAGCGAGCACGAGGUUCCUUACGAGCUUACAAAGCCUUUUGAAGAGGACCUCAAGCCUCUGCAAGCUAUUGUGGACGAUUAUCCUGAGCCGAUGGAGGCCACUGUGAAAACAAAAUCCACAAAAGUUAUCAAGAAAAAGGUCAAGAAGCUUCAACCAGCAGAGCCUUCUGUUGAAGAUCUUCCUCUAGAAGAAGUUUCAGAUCUCAUCCUGGAACAAACUGUCACAGAACAACCAGUUAUCGAAGUGCUUCCGGAACAUGUUGAGGUAUUGGAAUCCAUCACUCAAGAAGGAAAACCUAAGAAACAUGUCACCAAAACCAAGAUCAUCAAGAAGAAAACGGGACGCAAGGUGGAAGAAGUCACAGUUGUAACCGUUCAAGAGGACGAUCAGCUUCCAGAAACGACGGUUACCAUGACCGAAGAACAAAUCGUUCCGGAAACUGCUGUGACUGAUACCAUUCACGAGGUCGAGCUCCUCAAACCUAAGAAGAAGAAAGUCAAAACCAUCAAGAAGAAAGGAACCGAUACUAGCGAAAUUAUUCAGAAGCUCCUCAACAUGGAACUCUCAAACACUGAACUACAACCGUUUGAACAUGUGGAUGCGGAUGUGCCUAUCCUUCAAAUUUCACCACAAUCUGCCGUUGAAGCUCUCGAAAUUGAAGAGCUGCCUGAAGAGGUCAAAGUAACGCAAAUCGUUACAAAAACUGGUGCAUCCAAGAAACAGAUCACCAAAAAGAAAACUAUCAAGAAACGAGUCGGACAAAAAGAGGAACACAUCGAAGUAGUCACUGUUCAGCAAGACGAUUCGACUCCUGAAACAACUAUCACUGUUAUCGAAGAAGAUGCUCCCAAUUCUAUGCCUACUGACGAUGCUCCCAAGCCUAAGAAAAAGAAGAUCAAAACUAUCAAGACUAGUGAUGACUCGGACGAUAUCAUUGAGCGACUUCUCAAUCUAGAGGUUCACAAAACUGUUCUGGAAGAGUACGAGAAAACAGACCUGGAUUUACCAAAGCGCAUGCGUCCCACAGAGGAAACAACCAUUGAAGAGCAUCCGGAUGUGGUUGAAGAAGUCAAGUCAGAAACUGGCGAAGUCAAAAGAAAGGUUGUUAAGAAAAAGAUCAUCAAAAAGCGCGUUGGACCCAAAGAAGAAAUCACCGAAGAAGUCACCGUGCAAGAAGAUGACAAGCAACCAGAAACAACUGUCACGAUCAGCGAGCAAGAGGUUCCUUAUGAGCAUACACUGCCUUUCGAAGAGGACCUCAAGCCUCUGCAAGCUGUUGUGGACGAUUAUCCUGAGCCGAUGGAGGCCACUGUGAAAACAAAAUCCACAAAAGUAAUCAAGAAAAAAGUCAAGAAGCUACAACCUGCAGAGCCUUCUGUUGAAGAACUUCCUCUAGAAGAAGUUUCAGAUCUCAUCCUGGAACAAACUGUCACAGAACAACCAGUUAUCGAAGUGCUUCCGGAACAUGUUGAGGUAUUGGAAUCCAUCACUCAAGAAGGAAAACCUAAGAAACAUGUCACCAAAACCAAGGUCAUCAAGAAGAAAACGGGACGCAAGGUGGAAGAAGUCACAGUUGUAACCGUUCAAGAGGACGAUCAGCUUCCAGAAACGACGGUUACCAUGACCGAAGAACAAAUUGUUCCGGAAACUGCUGUGACUGAUACCAUUCACGAGAUCGAGCUCCUCAAACCUAAGAAGAAGAAAGUCAAAACCAUCAAGAAGAAAGGAACCGAUACUAGCGAAAUUAUUCAGAAGCUCCUCAACAUGGAACUCUCAAACACUGAACUACAACCGUUUGAACAUGUGGAUGCGGAUGUGCCUAUCCUUCAAAUUUCACCACAAUCUGCCGUUGAAGCUCUCGAAAUUGAAGAGCUGCCUGAAGAGGUCAAAGUAACGCAAAUCGUUACAAAAACUGGUGCAUCCAAGAAACAGAUCACCAAAAAGAAAACUAUCAAGAAACGAGUCGGACAAAAAGAGGAACACAUCGAAGUAGUCACUGUUCAGCAAGACGAUUCGACUCCUGAAACAACUAUCACUGUUAUCGAAGAAGAUGCUCCCACUUCUAUGCCUACUGACGAUGCUCCCAAGCCUAAGAAAAAGAAGAUCAAAACUAUCAAGACUAGUGAUGACUCGGACGAUAUCAUUGAGCGACUUCUCAAUCUAGAGGUUCACAAAACUGUUCUGGAAGAGUACGAGAAAACAGACCUGGAUUUACCAAAGCGCAUGCGUCCCACAGAGGAAACAACCAUUGAAGAGCAUCCGGAUGUGGUUGAAGAAGUCAAGUCAGAAACUGGCGAAGUCAAAAGAAAGGUUGUUAAGAAAAAGAUCAUCAAAAAGCGCGUUGGACCCAAAGAAGAAAUCACCGAAGAAGUCACCGUGCAAGAAGAUGACAAGCAACCAGAAACAACUGUCACGAUCAGCGAGCAAGAGGUUCCUUAUGAGCAUACACUGCCUUUCGAAGAGGACCUCAAGCCUCUGCAAGCUGUUGUGGACGAUUAUCCUGAGCCGAUGGAGGCCACUGUGAAAACAAAAUCCACAAAAGUUAUCAAGAAAAAGGUCAAGAAGCUUCAACCAGCAGAGCCUUCUGUUGAAGAUCUUCCUCUAGAAGAAGUUUCAGAUCUCAUCCUGGAACAAACUGUCACAGAACAACCAGUUAUCGAAGUGCUUCCGGAACAUGUUGAGGUAUUGGAAUCCAUCACUCAAGAAGGAAAACCUAAGAAACAUGUCACCAAAACAAAGGUCAUCAAGAAGAAAACGGGACGCAAGGUGGAAGAAGUCACAGUUGUAACCGUUCAAGAGGACGAUCAGCUUCCAGAAACGACGGUUACCAUGACCGAAGAACAAAUCGUUCCGGAAACUGCUGUGACUGAUACCAUUCACGAGGUCGAGCUCCUCAAACCUAAGAAGAAGAAAGUCAAAACCAUCAAGAAGAAAGGAACCGAUACUAGCGAAAUUAUUCAGAAGCUCCUCAACAUGGAACUCUCAAACACUGAACUACAACCGUUUGAACAUGUGGAUGCGGAUGUGCCUAUCCUUCAAAUUUCACCACAAUCUGCCGUUGAAGCUCUCGAAAUUGAAGAGCUGCCUGAAGAGGUCAAAGUAACGCAAAUCGUUACAAAAACUGGUGCAUCCAAGAAACAGAUCACCAAAAAGAAAACUAUCAAGAAACGAGUCGGACAAAAAGAAGAACACAUCGAAGUAGUCACUGUUCAGCAAGACGAUUCGACUCCUGAAACAACUAUCACUGUUAUCGAAGAAGAUGCUCCCACUUCUAUGCCUACUGACGAUGCUCCCAAGCCUAAGAAAAAGAAGAUCAAAACUAUCAAGACUAGUGAUGACUCGGACGAUAUCAUUGAGCGACUUCUCAAUCUAGAGGUUCAUAAAACUGUUCUGGAAGAGUACGAGAAAAUAAACCUGGAUUUACCAAAGCGCAUGUGUCCCACAGAGGAGACAACCAUUGAAGAGCAUCCGGAUGUGGUUGAAGAAGUCAAGUCAGAAACUGGCGAAGUCAAAAGAAAGGCUGUUAAGAAAAAGAUCAUCAAAAAGCGCGUUGGACCCAAAGAAGAAAUCACCGAAGAAGUCACCGUGCAAGAAGAUGACAAACAACCAGAAACAACUGUCACGAUCAGCGAGCACGAGGUUCCUUACGAGCUUACAGAGCCUUUCGAAGAGGACCUCAAGCCUCUGCAAGCUAUUGUGGUCGAUUAUCCUGAGCCGAUGGAGGCCACUGUGAAAACAAAAUCCACAAAAGUUAUCAAGAAAAAGGUCAAGAAGCUUCAACCUGCAGAGCCUUCUGUUGAAGAUCUUCCUCUAGAAGAAGUUUCAGAUCUCAUCCUGGAACAAACUGUCACAGAACAACCAGUUAUCGAAGUGCUUCCGGAACAUGUUGAGGUAUUAGAAUCCAUCACUCAAGAAGGAAAACCUAGGAAACAUGUCACCAAAACCAAGAUCAUCAAGAAGAAAACGGGACGCAAGGUGGAAGAAGUCACAGUUGUAACCGUUCAAGAGGACGAUCAGCUUCCAGAAACAACAGUCACCAUUACCGAAGAACAGAUCACUCCAGACACUGUUGAGGUUGAUUCGAUCAGUCCACUCAAGCUUGUUAAACCCAAGAAAAAGAAAGUUAAAAUAAUAAAAAGAACAGGCGAAAACGCAGAAGACAUUAUUCAGAAUCUAAUUGAUUCAGAUAUAUUGGAAACUGCAAGUGAACAGGGUGAUCAACCAUUGUCCGCUGAGGUUUUCGAUAUUUUGCCCGCUGCAAGUGACACUCCUCAAAAGUUAACACCAAAACAAAAAGGUGCACUCAAGACGAAAACACACACAACCACAUCAACUGACACACAAGAUACACUCCCACAGUCAUUUAUUGUUCCACAUUUAAUGGAUGCUGAAUUGCACGAACACACAUCCCCCGAAUACAUUACUACAUUUGAAACACGAACAGACAACAACCAGACAUUCAUCAAGUCCCGAAACAUAAAAAUAGUUAAGGAACAUGGGGCAGUGAUUGAAGAAUCAAUUGAUGAUAAUGAUGUUCAAACUAUCACUCCUAUCCUUCCAUCAGAGGUUCUUAUACAGGAAAUUGAAGAAACUGCACCAUCACUUAACAUCACACAACUCGAAGAAACACCCCAGAUCGUACAGGAAGUCGUCACAAAACAUAAACCCAAGAAGAAACAAACACAAACACAUGUAUAUGAACAGGUCGAAAAUCUUACGACUGAGACAGAUGAACAAUUUUACCCGGAACAAACAGAAUCUGCCAUUGCUACUCCUACAAUACUUUCCAAGCGAGUUAAAACUAAAAAGAUUAACGUGAAUGUUCUGCAAGGGGUCGAUAAAACUGUAGUUGUACAUGAGGAAAACGAAAGCCCACUAGAAACUCUUACGAUUCCAGCCUUUGAAGAGGCUGUUUCAGUCAUGGAGCUCCCUGAACAAAUCUCAGUUCAAGAAAUUAUAACAGCAUCAGGGGCAACAAAACAGAAAAUCACCAAAAAGAAAACUAUCAAGAAACGAGUCGGACAAAAAGAGGAACACAUCGAAGUAGUCACUGUUCAGCAAGACGAUUCGACUCCUGAAACAGCUAUCACUGUUAUCGAAGAAGAUGCUCCCAUUUCUAUGCCUACUGACGAUGCUCCCAAGCCUAAGAAAAAGAAGAUCAAAACUAUCAAGACUAGUGAUGACUCGGACGAUAUCAUUGAGCGACUUCUCAAUCUAGAGGUUCACAAAACUGUUCUGGAAGAGUACGAGAAAAUAGACCUGGAUUUACCAAAGCGCAUGCGUCCCACAGAGGAAACAACCAUUGAAGAGCAUCCGGAUGUGGUUGAAGAAGUCAAGUCAGAAACUGGCGAAGUCAAAAGAAAGGUUGUUAAGAAAAAGAUCAUCAAAAAGCGCAUUGGACCCAAAGAAGAAAUCACCGAAGAAGUCACCGUGCAAGAAGAUGACAAGCAACCAGAAACAACUGUCACGAUCAGCGAGCACGAGGUUCCUUACGAGCUUACAGAGCCUUUCGAAGAGGACCUCAAGCCUCUGCAAGCUAUUGUGGACGAUUAUCCUGAGCCGAUGGAGGCCACUGUGAAAACAAAAUCCACAAAAGUCAUCAAGAAAAAAGUCAAGAAGCUACAACCAGCAGAGCCUUCGGUCGAAGAUGAAGCAACUAUUUCUUUUGAUGAAAAACCGUCAAAACAUGUUAGCUUCGAGGAUACAGACAUCUUGGAACCAGUGCAACCGGUCAUCGAAGAAUUACCGGAAGAAAUAAAAGUCAACGAAGUGGUUACGUCUAAUGGUAACAUCAAGAAACAGACAACGAAAAAACGUACGGUGAAAAAGACAGUGGGGGACAAACAAGAGCUGGUGGAGGUAGUAACAGUCGAAGAAGAAGGGCAAACACCCGAAACUACUAUUACCAUUACAGAAUCAGAGAUUCAGUUAGAACAACCAGUUAUACCCGAACAGACUGAAAAUCCUUCAAUAGUCUUACCACACAAACCACAAAAAAUGAAAAAGAAAAAGAUCAAAACCAUGAAAACAACAGAUGAAGUUGAUGACAUCAUUGAAAGAUUACUCAAUUUGGAAGUAAAAAAGACCGAGCUUGAACGUUAUGAAAAAGUCGAUGUUGAGCUCAAAAAAAGACACAGAAUAUUGAUUGAGGAAUCGUUGCAUAUGCCCCAGGCAUCUGUAGCUAUCAUAGAAACGAUUGAAUCAUCACACCCUGAAACAGUGCGUAAAAUAUCUUCUGCACUUCCUGUAGAAGUUGAAGAACCUGCUAAAAAGGUUGUGAAAAAACCCAAACUACCAUCAACAACGUUAAUGCAAGCAGCAGAAGUUCAAGCACCAUCAGACUCUGAUUAUACGGAGGCAGUUCCUAUACAAGAUGAUGACUUGCAACUUGAGACAUCCAUAAAAAAACCGGUUCAAAAAGACAAGAAGUCAUUACGUAAGCUUAAGCCCUUACCCUUGAAAGAAUUGCCAACAACAGAUACCUCGGAUAGUAUGAGUAUUCCAGAAACAGUAGAGUUAAUUGGUGACGCAAUUUCAGAAACAGAAGUAGUGCAAGAAAUUUGCAUCAAUGAACCACUUUUACAAGAGGCAUCUAUAGAAGAGAGUGAUAAAUCCUUCCUUACGUACAAAGAAACAUCUAUUAAAUCGCAAGAACAACAAUUAACACAAAUAAUUGAAACACAAAGUGAACCAAAGAAACCUGAAAAGAAGGUAAAGAAAAAACCAAAGAAAGUUGAACGUUCAGAAGACGAUGAACAACUUCAACGAUUGUUGAAUCUCGAAGUUGAAAAAACACCAUUGGAGCAGUAUGAAAAAGUGGACAUUGAAGGCAAACCAAAGCCUGAAAAACCUAAAAUAGUAUUAGAACGUCUAAAAAUAGAACGCAAAGAACAAAAACCGCAGAAAAUGAAAGUCUCAGAGCCUGAGGAACAGCCACAAAUGAUACGGCUUAGAAAAAUUAAAGUUCCAGAGCGCAAAGAAAUAGACGAAGUUGUUAUACCAAAGGUGCUGCUCAAAAGCCGUCUAGUUUCCGUUGAAUACCCACCACAAGCUCUCCAGCCUGUUUUAACUCUACUAUCACCCGUCAAAUCAGUAGGCCAAAUGUCAAGAAUAGAAAAAGAAGAAGCAGAUGAAAAAAUGAAGAAAAUUAAAAAGAUCAAGACUGUAAAAACGAAAAAGAUGGAAUUAGAUGUACCAGAAUCCUUCGAUUAUGAUGAAGAGAAACCAGAAAAGGAGGAAUUCGACAAAGAAGCGCACAAAUAUCAGCGACAGCCGAAACAUGCCGCCGAAGACAUGCCGGAAGAAAGGAUUCUUAAGCUGGGUAAAGGUAAGCCGAAAAAUGAUAUCGAUAAUGAAGAAGUCGUCAAGUUAAAGAAAAUUCCUUCAAAGCCUCUCAGUGAGGAAAUGGAAGAUAAGAAACAAGUAAGAAAGCCAACACAAAAACCAACACAGAGUGAAACUGACGAUAAAAAACAACAUGUUGAAGGUCCUGAAUAUAAGCCAACUGAUAUUCCUGAUGUCGACGUAGAGAUAGAAAAACCCGUUCCAGAGGAAAAAGAAAAGAUUCAACCAGUAAAAGAUUCAAAAAAGAAACCUAAAUAUGAUAGAAAACCAAAACCAAUCGAUAAUAAGGAAGAUGACAUAAAACCUUUGGUCAUGGGCAAGGGAAAACCUUCACCUGAUUCUCCAGAAGAAGAAGUUAAGUUCAGAAUACCGUCUGGUAAAACAGAACCAGAUGAACCAACAGAUGUAAAACUGAAGCCAUUUAAGAAACCCUCACCUGAUGAAGAUACACCUAUCAAGGAAGCUGAUCAUACAAUGGCUUUACCAAUUGAUACAGAAAAGCAACAAGACGCAGAAAUUGCUGUACCAGCACCCAUUCAUGCCAAGAAAAUUGAUAAGAAAAUCAAACCUAAAAGAAAGCAAGACGAAGAAAAUCUUUCUCCGGAAUCUGCGAUGGAGGAUAUACCAAUACCAGUAGCCGAUGUCGAUAGCAUCGUCCAAGAAACCGUUCAUGCCGUAGUGCCGAUAACUAUAGCUGAAGACAUCUUUGAUAAGCCAGUGGAGUUAUUAGUAGCACCUCAGCCACAACAAGAUUUUGUAAUAGAACAUUUACCAGAAGAGAUUGAAAUCGUUCAAGUGCCCAAUGAUACCGGUGCAAUCGAACAGCAGUCCAUUAAAAAGCGCAUAAUCAAAAAGAAAAAGGAUGAUAAGGAGGAAGUUAUUGAGAUUGUUACGAUACAGAAAGGAGAUGAGAUUCCCUUGACAACAGUUACAGUUACUCAAACGACCCCCGAAGACGUCACCGUUGCGCCGGAAAGUGCAAAGCGCAAAGUUCGCGUAAAGAAAACAGUGAAACCAGAUGCGCUGGAGGCAGAUAUCAAUCGGCUUCUCAAUCAGGAGAUUUCUAAAACAGAGCUUGAAGUAUACGAAAAAACACCAUAUGAACCAUCCAAGCAUCCCAAAGAUCAACCUGUCGAAGAUGCAACGGUUGUCAAACCCGUGUCUAUGCCUGACGAACCGUCCAAAAUCAAGAAGACCACCGUUAAAGCUAAAACAAAAACCCUGAAACAACAUCAAGUCACUCCUAUACAAGAAAUACCUACAGAAUCAUUAAAACCACUCGAACCAGCCACCGGACACGAAGAUAUUCAACAGACACUCGAUAUCAUACACACUGAAGAAAAGUUAUCAGUCAGUGCAGCAACCGUGGACUUACAGGAAGAUACUUUCGAAACGAAUGAGUUCGUUGAAACCAGCCCCUUGGAGGAUACUGUGCAGCCGGUUGACAUACCAGACAAGGCACUUGAGAUCCCCGAAAUUACUCAGCAGCCCCAGGUCACUGCAGCUCCCAUCGAACAAGUCUUAGAUGAAAAGGAGGAGGAAACAACUGCAGCACCAACAGAACUCCCCGAGGAGGCACAGGCCGCAACGAGCGAAAUUCCAUCCGAUGUCACAGAAACACCAAUCGUGAGUAAACCUGUUCUUGAAGCAGCUCCCGUGGAAGAAUUGCUCGAGCAGCAAGAGGAAGAAACCGACAAAGUUCCUUCGCUGGCAUUCGACGCGGUUCAAGUAUCACCAACCGACGUGUCGGAGUUUGCCACGGAGAAACCUACGGUUCAGGGUAAACCGCUACUCGAAGCUGCUCCCGUUGAUGAUCAGUUUGAUGUGUCAAUCGAGGAAGCCGAUACUGUUGCCUCGUUGACACUUAAUGAGGAACAUCUAACACCUGUCGAGGUAUCAUUAGGAGCUACAGAAGUUUCCGCUGUACAGCUUAAGCCGACGAUUGCAGCGGCUCCAUCCGAGUCCGUUUUGGAGCAGCCGGUGGAAGAAACUUCCGCCGUCGAAGCGCCCAAAAUGGAUGUCGAGAAGCUGGAACCGAUCGACGAAAAGCAACCUGAGCCAACGGAGAAGGCCGUACUGCUGCCAGCGAUGACCGUUGAAACUGCGCCCAAGGAAGCUCCCAAGAAGGUCGUCAAAAAGAUGACUAAAAAAUCCAAAAAGUCCAUCGAGGAUGACGAGGAGCUACAGCGGUUGCUAAAUCUGGAGGUCGAGAAAACGCAACUGGAGCAGUACGAAAAGAUUGACGUGGACGGAAAACCGAAGGUUAAGCCGGAAAAGGGUGAGAUUGUUAAGUUAGAGCCUAUUAAAAUCGAACGUAAGGAACAGAAACCGAUUAAACCAGAAAUCACUGACACACAAGAACCACAAACAGUUAAACUCCGUAAAACUGUCAUACCGGAGAAGCGGGAAGUCGAAGAGAUCACCGUUCCAAAGGUACUGCUCAAGAGCCGCAUCGAGUACGUGGAGCUCUCUGCUCAAGGGCAGCAGCCUCAGAUUGUCGAGUUGGAUACCCGACCGGGCGUGGGCGUGCUAUCCCGCGUGGAAGAAGAAGAAGUGGAGCGCACGAAAAAGGUUAUCAAAAAGGUAAAGGUCAUUAAAAAAGAAAAACCUGAGCUUGAAACUCUAGACAUUGAAAAGUACGAGAAGGAACCCAAAGAGGAUGAAAAGAAGGAAGAAGAGAAACCUCAAUACCAGCGACAGGUAAAAGAAAUACCAAAGGACGAGCCGGAAGAACGGACUCUACAAAUGGGUAAGGGUAAACUUAAAAAAGACGAAGAGCAGCAAGAAGAGGUCAAACUCAAGAAAACACCAACUAAACCAAAAGAGGAGGUCGUAGAGGAAGAAAAAAUCAAGAAAAAACCUCAAGAAAAGCCAAAGGAGGAAGAUCUGGAUACUGAAAAACGGCACGUAGAAAAGCCAAAAUUCAAACCGACUAACAUUCCGGACUUCGAAACAGAGCUGGAACCAUACGAAAAGCCCGCACCGAAACCGGUAGAAAAACCUGAGCCAGAACCAGAGAAACCAAAGGUGGAAAAGACACCUACCGCUCCGCAACCUGUAGAAGAGCCGGAACACAAAAUAAUACUUGGAAAAGGUAAAAAGCCAGAACCGGAACCAGAAGAAGAAUUCAAGUUCCGCAAACCGACACCGACGAAACCGGAAGAUGAAAAAGAAGAGAUAAAGCUGAAACCUUUCACAAAACCAACGCCGGUAACGGAGCCGAAGGAACGUGAAGGUGAUCGUGAUAUGGCACUACCUACUCCCAAGGAUGUUCCAGACGAACCAGAGGUUGAAUCAGGAAAGAAAAAGAUAAUCAAAAAAGUUGUCAAAAAGCCCAAAUCACCAGCAGUCGAGGAGCCAACUUCCGAGCCCUCUCUGCCAGAGGAAGAGACUUCUGUUCCGGUUGAGGUGCCUGCCCCAGUACGUGAGGAAGUGCAACCGGAACCUGAAAAGAAAAUCGAGCAGCCUAAGAAAGUGGAACUUAAGCAACCGACGGAAGUAGCACUUCCACAGCCAGAUUUGCAGCAAACGGAGGAGCUCGCUCCCCCGCAAGUGCCAGAAGAAAAGCACGUCGACUCUGUACAAGAGCCUACUCCCGAAGUGUCGGUUGCAAUGCCACCUGAUGCACAUGAGGAGAAAGAGAAGGUUGUCAAAAAGAAGGUGAUCAAAAAACCAAAGAAAAAACCGGAAGAAGAUGCCGAGCUAGAGCGUUUGUUGAAUUUGGAAAUCGAAAAGACGGAACUCGAAACGUACGAAAAAGUUGAUCUUGAACCGAAGCAAAAAGAAAAACCAGAGGACACGCCAAAGCCGGCUGAAGUACCUGCUAAGAUACAAGAGCCUAUCGUUGAAAAGCCCUCCGUAAAGGAGCCAACCAUUUCAAAGGCACAUGUGGUAGAGGAACAGCUGCCAGCAGAGGAAGCGACCACUAUGGCACCGGCUGACAUACCGAAACCGACAGAACUGACGCCAGAAACAAUACCGGAAGUAGUUCAAAGCGCGGUAAAAGAGCUACCAGUGGUGGUUCAAAAGGACGAACCAAAGCCAGUGCCGGUUGAAGAAAAAGUUGAGGUGCCCACGGAACCACAAGAAACGAAAACGGUGGUCAAGAAGAAGGUCGUGAAAAAACCCAAGAAGCCUUCCACGGAUGAUGACGAACAGCUACAGAGGCUCCUUAAUCUGGAGAUCGAAAAAACCGAACUCGAGAAGUACGAAAAGAUCGAUGUAGAUAUCAAGAAACCAGAAAAGGUGGUCGAAUCAGUUGAAGCUAUUCUUGCACCGCAAGUCGCUGAAAUCGAAGAGCCUGCACCAGUUCAAGUUACGCUCAAACCCAAGAAAGUUGUUUCAAAACCGGCAGAAGAACAACCAGUUGAGGCUGAAUUUAAGAUAACUAAAAAGCCACGCCUGCCAGAAGCUCCGCAAGAGGUUGAGGAGGUAAUUACGCUGAAGCCAACUCCACAGAAGACGGAAGAAACGGUAAGCGUAGAGCGCAUCAUUAAAAUUGAAGUAGAAGCAGAAGAGCCAGUCGAGCAGCCUGUCAUUGAAGAAGUUGAGGAGGAUGAACCAAAACAAGAUCUUGAACAAGAACCUCAAACGGUGGAACCUGUGGUUGAAGAACCAGUGGACAUCGUCGAGCUAGUAGAAGAAACAGUACCCAUCCAGCCAUUGGUGGAAGAAGUCCACGACGUGCAACCGAUCAUAGAAGAUGCCGUCAUAGAAGCCCCCUCAGAGGAGCUUGUGAGUGUGGUUGAAUCUGUACCAAUCCAACCUAUCGUUGAAGAGGUGGUACCAAAAACACCCUUGAGAAAAGUUUCACUCAAACCGACUGAGCCUGUGCAGGAAGUGGUCGAGAAAAAACCAGCCGAAAAGCCAAAGAAAAAGGUGGUUGUGAAAAAGAAGAAGGCUAGCAUCGAUGACGAUGCCGAACUGCAGCGGUUACUGAACUUGGAAAUUGAGAAAACCGAGCUGGAGCAGUACGAACGGAUCGAUGUGGAUUUGCUUAAGCGCGAAAAGGUUAAGAUUGAACAACAACCGCAACCUCAACAGGCGGUCGAGUCGACGGUCGAGCCUGAGGAGAGCGCUCAGGUAAAGUUGCCACGCAAAAAGAGCAAGCCUAAGGUGGAACCUAUUGAAGAAACUGAGGUGGAGUUCAAGCUUAAGCCAAAGAAAUCAACGCAAGAAGAAGAAACGGUACAAGAAACGACCGUGUCGUUGAAAAAACCGAAAAAACCCACGGUUGUCGAGGAGACAGCCACCGAAGAGGUGGUUUUAUUGAAACCAGCCGUUCUAAAGCCUGAAGCCGUUGAGGAUGUCGAGGAAUCGAUUAAGCUUAAGCCGAAACCGGCACCGUACACUACCGAUGAAGCUGAAGCGUCGCUCAAGAUCGUACGGGAAGCGGAACAACCAGCAGCACCCGAGUCAGCUCCUGCACCGGCACCAGUGGUGGUAGAGGAGAAGAAGCCUGAGAAACUGAAAAAGAAGACCGUCCCGAAGAAAAAGAAGGAUGACGACAUUGACGAGAUCACGCGAAAGCUGCUCGAGAUGGAUGUACCCAAAACGGAGCUGGAGAAGUACGAGAAGAUAGACCUGGACAUUGUCAAACCGGUGAAGGAAACCGUGGACGAGGUGACGAUGGUGAAGCGCAAACCUAAGGUAAAGCCUUCGGUAGAAGAAGAAGAAGAAACGGAAGCGAAGUUGUCCUUGCCAAAGAAGAAACCCUCGGUUACAGAACCGGAAGAGGCCGAAACGACAUUCAAAAUCGCGAGAAAACCCUCGGAACCGCAGCAACCGGAAGACGUGGAAGCGUCGAUGACCAUCACCAGGGAGCAGGAAGUUCCUGCAGAAGAGGAGAUAACCGAACACGUCGUUGUGCGUAAGCAGCGCCCACGCCCGAAGCCGGCAUUCCGUCGCGAGGUGCUUGAUGAGGAAGAGGUGCGCAUUAAGAAGAUCAAAAAGGUGCGCCAACCGCGCCCAGUGUUCAAGGACAUCGAGCCGGAAAAUGUCACCUUCCGGCCGAAGCGCACCAAGCACAUCGAGGACAUUGAGCAGGAGUUCAAAAUACAGCUCGACUCGUACGCGCGCGAAGAGAUCUCGAUGUCGGGCCGCGUAAAGCUGCCGACACCGUACAGCUACGGCGAGGAAACCGGCGAGGCUCACAUAACGAUCAUCAAGCAGGUCGAUGAAGAUGACGAGGUCGUGUAUGAGGUCAUCUACGACGACAGUGAGCAGGACGUGGAGGAUGAGUACCGGUACGAGGACGAGGACACUGAGAACGUGGUGAUCGAGCUGCGGCGGCGCCGCGAGAAGCUCGAAAAUCUGAUCGUACACCACGAGGAGGAAAUUUCGCUCGACUUGACGCAACGCAACAGAUCACAGUUCACCACCACCACACACGAAGAAGAAUCAUUCACACUGAAACAGCCCAAGAAAGUCCUACCGACCUACUCUGAAGAAACCGCUUCUCUGAAGAUCGUCCGUGAAGAGGAUGCAAAUGAUAUGUACUGUAUUCAGGCGGUGGAAGCCGAAAACGAAGAAGCACUACACAUCGUCGAAGGCGAGAAAGUCUAUGUGAUCGAACACAGCAACUCCGAAUGGUGGUACGUGAAACGAUCCUGGUCCGACGAGCGCGGAUUCGUCCGUCGGGAGUAUCUGAUGGACGCCGUCACCUACCCGCAGUACGUUCAGAAGACCCUCAAUGAGAAAAUCGACAAACUGCCGGUGUUCGAGAAACCGGCCGCCAGUGAGAAACCACUCGCACCGAAGAUCAUCGAAAAGCUGCAGCCGAUCACCACGCAGGACGGCUACACGGUGCAGUUCGAGUGUAAGGUGGAAGGUUUCCCACGUCCUUCAAUCGCCUGGUUCAGGCAAACGGCCGUCAUCAAACCAUCGCAGGACUUCCAAAUGUACUACGACGACGAUAACGUCGCGACGCUGAUCAUCCGCGAGGUGUUCCCGGAGGAUGCCGGCACGUUCACGUGUGUUGCGAAGAACAUCGCUGGUUUCGCCUCGAGUGCGACCGAACUCGUCGUCGAUUCGUUCAGCUCAGACCACGGCUCAGACGUGGCAACACUGUCGCGAAAGAGCAUGUCACGCGAGUCCUCGCUAGCAGACAUCCUCGAAGGCAUUCCGCCCACGUUCUCGCGCAAACCUAAAGCGCAGUAUGUCGACGCCGGUUCGGAUGUGCUGCUCGAGUGCCGCCUUGUGGCGGUACCGGAGCCUGACAUUCUAUGGUACUACAACGGUGUUGAGAUCGCUAGCAAGGACAACGUGCAGGUCGUGGUUGAAUCGGACAUGCACAUGUACUGCACGGUGGUGCACAUCAAGGGCAUCGACAAGCUGCAGGAAGGCUCGUACCAGGUGGUGGCCCGCAAUCGCGAAGGCGAAUCGUCUCUCGACAUUCUGGUGAAGGUGAAAACAGGCGUACAGGAGCCACCGCAAAUCCUGGAACCGCUCAAGAGCAUGACGAUUCGGCAGGGCGAAACGGUCGUGCUUUCGACGCAGAUUGUUGGUAAUCCGGCGCCAGAAGUGCAGUGGUUCAAGAAUGGCGUGUCACUGGACGUUCCUACGCAAGCAGACCGCAAUAUCUACACGGUUACGCUGGUGGCACCAACCCACGAUAACGCCGGCGAGUACACGGUGCGCGCUAAGAACCCUGCUGGCAGCGUGGAAACGAGCGCGUUCCUGACGGUGGACGAAUCGAACGUCGGCAAUCCCCAGGCACCACUCUUCCUGGAGCGCUUUGAAGAACAGAGUGUUCCUCAGGGAGGCACCAUCAAGCUACCGGCAAAGGUGACUGGCAAUCCGGUCCCAGAGAUCCUGUGGCUGCGCAACAACAACACCCUGUUGCCCUCGAAACGUGUCAAGCAGGCGUACGAUGGCGAGAACAUCGAGUUGCUGAUCAACAACGCCGAUUCGGAGCAGGAUUCGGGCAACUACAAGUGCAUCGCAUCGAACACGAUCGGUAAGGCGUCGCACGGGGCACGGGUAGUGGUAGAGGUGGAUAAAGUCACCUUCACGCGUAAGCUCAAGAAAACGAUCACGGUUGAGGAAAGCCGCGCAGUCACAUUGGAGUGUGAAACUUCGCACACCGUGUCGACAAAGUGGUAUCACAACGGCAAGGAACUGAGCGGAAUGGAUCACCGCAUGAUCGUGCAGGAUGGCAAGGUGCACAAGCUGAACAUCAAAAACCCAACCAUCAAUGACACCGGACUAUACAGGUGCACGGUUAAGGAUCAACAAACCGAAUGCACGCUCACGGUGAUUGAGGCAAAACCGGAGUUCCUCCGCAAACUUGAGGAUGUCGAAACGAAGGAGAAAGAACACGCCGUCCUCGAGGUGGAGAUCACCUCAGAAACGGCUGACGUCACAUGGUAUAAGGAAGGCCGCAAGCUGGUCGAAACCACCGGCAAGUACGAGUUCACCAAAAAGGGCAAAUCACGCGUGCUAUUUGUACGCAAUACGUCCGUGCACGAUGAAGGCGAGUACACUUGUGCCCUGGCUGAUCAGGAGUGUUCUGCUGAGGUGUCAGUUAUCGAGCUGCCACCUGAGAUCAUCAGCGCACCGCGUGACGUCACGGUAGCUCGAGGCGAGGAUGCGACCUUCGAGCUAGAGCUUACAAAGGGUGACGCACUGGUGCGCUGGUACCGCAAUGAAGAGGAACUAUCGUUCAAUGGACAUGUUCAGCUAACAAUUGAUGGUAAGCGACAGACGCUGAAGAUCAAUAAGACGGUCGAUGCGGAUGCCGGCGAGUACACGUGUUUGGUUGGUGAGCAGCGUGCUAAGGCACGACUAACGGUCGAGAAACCGGUGGUCGACUUCGUGCGCCGCCUACCGGAGGUGACACUAACUACGCGGGAUAACGAUGCCGUGUUCAUGGUGGAACUGUCCGAGCCCGCUGAUGUGGUGUGGUACCGUAACAGCAAACCUAUUACCGCGUCGAACAAGUAUGAGCUGGUUGUGGAUAAGUGCGUGCGCAAGCUGAUCGUGAAGAAUGCCGCUGAAGAUGACGAGGAUGAGUACACGUGCACGGUGUCGAACGCGAAAACGGCCUCGAAGCUGAAGGUCGAGAUCAUCAAGGUCGCGCCGACCAUCUUCGAGGAAGGUCCGCGUGUGUUCACCAUCCGCAAGGACGAAGACGUGACGUUCAAUGUGAAGUUUAACGCCACACCGAAACCUGAAGCGGAGUGGCGCGUUAAUAAGCGCGUCAUCAUUCCUUCAGCGAAGUUCGUCUCGACGGUGACCGAGGAAACGGCCAGUCUUACGAUCAGACGUGCUGCUGAGGUUGACGCCGGGGAGUUCACACUCAAGCUGACGAACGAAUGUGGUGAUGCCAGCACAUCCUUCACGCUGGUCAUCAAGAAACAACCUAGCGCGCCGGAAGCUCCAGAGGCUACGCUCAUCACCGAUGACUCUAUCACGCUGUUCUGGAAGGCACCAGCUGAUGAUGGCAACAGUCCCAUCACGGAGUACGUACUUGAGUACCAGGAGAAGAACCAAAAAACAUGGACCGAAAUCACGAGCAUCACUGAGACGACUACCACCGUGACCAAGUUGACGAAGAACGCCGAGUAUACGUUCCGUGCGACGGCCGUUAACGAAGUAGGCAAGGGUCCAGCAUCACCAAACUCGCCCUACUACAAGAUCAUGGCCCCGAUCAAAAAGGAAGCUCCAACUGUAAGCGAACACCUGCGCGACGUACACGUCGGCCUCGGUCAGUCCGUCACGCUGAACUGCAUCGUAACGGGCGUCCCAGUGCCAGACGUGGCCUGGUUCCGAAAUGGUCAACCACUUAAACAGGACGUCGUCUCGUACGAGAACGGUUCCGCCAAGUAUCAGAUCAAGUCAACCACUGAAGAAAGCGGUGCUUCAUACACCUGCCGAGCGACAAACGAACUGGGCAGCGUCGAGAGCAGUUGCAACGUGAUUAUCGAAGAGAAACCAACCCUAACGGUGGACAAGAAGCUCAUCGUGCAGAAGCUGCGCGUUGGCGAUGAAUGGAAAGUGGUGGCGGAAUUUACCGGAUUCCCAACACCCGAGUUGGUGUGGUAUCGUGAGGAUCAAACGAUCACCUCCUCGGUUGAACACACGAUCGUUACCGUGGGUCAGUCGUCGACGAUCGUCAUCUCGGCACUGGAUCGCGUCCACUCGGGCAAGUACACCGUGGAGGCACGCAACUCUGCAGGUUCAGCCACGGUUGAGCUCAAGUUGAAGGUGAUCGACAAACCGAGCAAACCGGAAGGUCCGAUCAUCGUGCGUGAGCUCAGCCCUGAGGCGGUAGUGAUCGAGUGGAAACCACCGUCCGAUGAUGGUGGUCUCGAGAUUUCGCAGUUCACCAUCGAGAAGUGUGAUGACGCGAACAAAAACGCGUGGAUUAAGGUGGCGGACGUGCAGCGUAAUAUCAAGUCGUACUGUAUCCAGAAGCUGCUCGACAGCACGCAGUAUCACUUCCGUGUGAUCGCACAGAACCCUGUUGGGUGUUCGGAACCGCUCGAGAGUGCGACGGUUAAGAUUCAGCAGACGUUGGAACCACCAUCGCCUCCGAGAGGUCCUAUUGAGACGUCGGGUAUGACGAGCAGUUCGUUCACGCUGACGUGGCAACCGUCGGAGUCGAAUGGUGGCAGCAAGAUCACGGAGUACGUCGUGGAGGUUAAGGAGGCGAAGAAAAAGGUUUGGAAGGUGGCUGGUACGACGAGUGGCUCGGAGACGUCGCUGCUCAUCGAAAGUCUGUCGAUGAACAAGGCGUAUGACUUUAAGAUCACCGCCAAGAACAAGGUCGGUGCGAGUGAACCACUGCAAACUGAGGAGUCGAUCGUGGCCGGAAAGGAAAUAACACCACCUUCUGCACCGCGGAAUCUCCGCAUCACAAACGUGACCAGCAAGAGCAUCAAGCUCGAAUGGAAGCAACCGGAAACGAAUGGCGGUUCCGACGUCACGGGAUACGUCAUCGAGAAGCGCCUGACGACGGCGCAGCAGUGGACCAAGAUCAAGACGCUCGAAUCCAACUGCCUGUCGUACUGCGUGGACAACCUAAAGGAGAAGUCUGAGCUGGUGUUUAGGAUAUUCGCCGAGAACGUGGUUGGGCUCAGCUCACCGACGGUGUCGGAGAGUGUUGCGCUCAAAUCUCAUGCCACUGUACCGUCCCCGCCGACAGGUCCACUAGAGGUACGCUACCUAGGACCUAACAUCAAUAUCGUCGAGUGGGGCAUUCCAGAGUCGGACGGUGGCGCUCCGAUCGAGGGCUAUCACAUCGCCAUCCGCAACGCGAAGAAAACGAUGUGGAUGGAGGUGGGUCGGGUCGCGGCCGAUUGCCAAUCGUUCAACAUCAAGGACCUGCAGGAGCGCGAGGACUACCUCAUCCGUAUCAUGGCCCGGAACGAGGUCGGUUUGAGCGACCCACUUGAGUCGGACGAACCGUACACUGUACAGCUUGGUGCCGCUCCGGACGACGUGCAUGACGAAACCACGCGGGACUUCUCAGAGCCCACCGGCACGAACACCUCGUCCUGGUUGCGCGAGCACAACAUGACAGCCGACAUCAACAGCUACGCGCGUCAUAAGCUGCUGCGGCGAAGCGAGUACUUCUUCAAACUGUGGCUCAACGCCAAGAACCUCUUCAAGUGAAGCGCUUAAACUGCGCUUCUAAACCGCCGCACAGCCUACAGCACAGACUGGGCGGCAAUGUACAAUGCUAAUGUAAUCGAGAGUGAAAUCCUACAACCUUUUUCGUUCGGAGUUCGAAUGCACGUUCCAUGCUUCCAGCAAACCCAGAGCCGAUGGAACGUUCUAGUCAAGCGCUAUGUAUAUGUAAAUGUUGUUCAAAUGCAGAUGUCUAUAUACGAACGUCAUCCCAUUUCCUGACACCUUUCCUCCGACACAUCCUCAUUCCUUAACCCUUUGCGUUAUCAGGAUGGCAACCGAAUAACUUAGGACGACUCGCUGAGCAAGGAAACCGAUGAAGGCAAGAUAAUUCUGGGCAUCUUCAUGGAACUGUGAUAGAAAAGCAGCAGCAGUAGCAGUGGAGAGCUAAUAGACAGCGAGGAAGCUAGAAAUCAUACGAAACACAGUUUCACUUUCCCCCUCAUUUGAAGCUGCUGUUGAGAGAGUCGUGAAAAUCAAUCAUAUAUGUACAUUAUUAGUGGAGAAAAAAGAAGAACCUAUAGCUCGAAUAAACCGCCGGCACCAUCCGGCAACGACACGUAGCACCACGACAGGGCUUCCGCAGGGUCUAUCUGCAGCCCAGCUACGUUAGAACCGCUUCUAUGCACUUGGAUGCAGUCCAGCAGAGCGCUGUGUAAUGGCGAAAAGCUCUCCAUUGGAGAGGUUCGGUCCCUAACCCCAACAUAAGACCAGCGGAAAAAAAAGCCGCGUCCGAAGGGGGAAAACAUUGGUGCGAAUGUUUUCCUUCAUCGGGCAGGUUAGGAAGAAGGUACGAAGGACAUCACGGGGACACUCUCCAUUGGAGCGCCUCACAGAUGCGGCUGUUGGACCAAUUGGACGUUAUGAUUGAAAAAAGAGAGCGAGCGAAACAUUUUCUUUUUCUAUCAAUUUUCAAGAUCUUUGCCAAGCGAACUCCACAGGAGAGAGAGAUUUUGUUGUUUUAUUUUUAUAUAAACGAUACCGUUUUCUUAUACCGUCAUGUUUAUAUUUCGAGACAAAGCGCAUGACCAAAAAAUUUGCUAAAAAAAGCAACAUAAGCAUGUUUAAACGAUUUUAUUACACUGUGUGUUGAAUCAAAUAAAUUUCUAAAAACUAUUAUCA